Molecule: messenger RNA, 63025 nt
Organism: Xyrichtys novacula (pearly razorfish)
Lineage: Eukaryota; Metazoa; Chordata; Actinopteri; Labriformes; Labridae
Source: the annotation of a GenBank genome assembly
GUCUUUCUCCACAUAGCGAAGACCUUUCCUCGUAAAUUUCUCGAGAAAAAGACAAUAAAAAUUUAAAUGGACGCUUUUUAUCUCUAGCGGUUUCAACUACAAUCAAAAAGCGUUCUUUCUCAACCUCUUCUCUCGCACUGGAAAAACCUGAGCUGUGAAAACAUGUCUGUUUCUGGGUCGGAAGCCUUUUCACCCACCGUGUGCUGAAAUGGUGAGUUUAGCUUUAAAAGUUUACGGCUCUUGUUGCACGACCUUCUGUUGCUUAAAAGUUAAACUUUCGUGCUGUUUUGGAUGCUAAGACUUUGAAAAGCACCAGGAAGGCUUCAUUGUUGAUGCAUUUGCCAUGUUUGAAACGGAGCACAUUAGGGCUAGUGAAGGAUAUUCUCAAGAUGUGGGGUGUUUGUGUGGUUGGUGAUGGGGCAUACAUGUGCUUGGCACCCCCCCUGCUCUCCAUGCCUGCACUGCAUUGGAGAUUUGGACUCAGGCAAAGCAGUAUGGUCUGCAGACACUUGCUGAUUAACACAACAUUUGCACAUUUCUCUACAUGUAUUAGAUGUAUAUUUUGGGUAUUAAAAUCAGAGGGGCUGUUGAAAACAAUCAAUAAUGUGCAAGAUGAUGCUGUAAGAAGUGAAAUGUGAAAUUAUAGGCCCAAUUAAGUCAUUUUUAAGCUGAUAUAGAUAUCAAUUUAUAGACAUAGAGUCAGCAAAAUGAUCUGUUAAUAAUCCUAAAUGCAUCAGUAGAGACCAGCAUUCAUGACAUGUAGUAAUAAGAGAUGUCUACAGUGGUCAGUAAGACAAAGCACAUGAACCUCUUUGAUGUAGUGCAGCCCCGGUCUUUGUUUGGUCUAGUUUGUGCAGCUGGAUUUCAGCCCUCUCUAUCUUCAUAUCACUUUACCUCACACAUCCUGAGGGGGGAAGACAGAAACCGGCAGAUCAAACCGUGAACAUCACACUUAAUCAGGAGUGAAGGCAUGAAACUCCUCCGUGAAUGGACACCUGGAUCAUAAGUGAUUGAGCUGUUUAUUCACGGUUUAUCAUGAUAAGGCGAGACGUUAAUCUUGCAAGGAAAAGUCCUGUAUUUUCACCUGUGAGUCAUGGGGAUAUUGGUUGAUCUUGUUACAACUUUCAGUCUUGAUUUUUCAAGGUUUUUUUAGUUAUCUUUACCCAUUUAAUGUAUAAUGAACUUAUUCACAUACAUAAAAAGGUGCCAAAACUUGUGUUCACACCUAAGUGUAAUGGAUAUUUUUUACCACAAGGUGUCACAUUUCAUCACUGGACCCAGGUGUCGAUGUAACAUGCCCUAAAUAUGUCCCUCUGGCAUGUCUCUUUGUCAUGUCAUCCUCACAGAAAACACUGAGGUUUAUUCACAGUAAAUGAUCCUCCAUGUAUAGUAAAGACUUUUUUUUUAAUCUAACCAUGAUUAUCCCAAUAAGAGUUAUUUUAUUAUUGAUAAGCUGGAUUCAAGCUAAAAGGAGAGAAUUUCCAUCGCUUCUUCUUCUUUCCUGGGCUUUUUUAGGGUUAGACAGACACCAGGUCUGAGGAAGAGUUUGGACAGGACAGGUGAUACUAUCCACACACUCCUUUGUCUAUUAUUAAGCAUUAUUCCAUCAUUAAGAGGACAAGGUUUUGCUCAAUCUGUCAGAGGACCUCUUCUCACUGCGCUCUGCUUAAUCGCCUGCUUUAAUACAAAUACGGAAGGAAGUGAAAUCUUCCUGUGAAUUUGGCAGCUUCUCCUUUACUGAUGUUAUUAUCUUUUAAAAAAAAAAUCCCUCACCAGUGUACUUAAUCUUAAUCACAGGUGACCGUUGCACACCUAUUGGGUUGAUUCAUUCAGGAUCUUUUGAGGUUUAUUUUUUUGAGUCAAAGGAGAAUCUUUCUUGUUUCACAUUCAUUGUGUUGCAACAACAUCAGAGUCUUGGGGCCUGAACUGCUGCAGGAAGGAAGGAACAGGUGUGGCAGCUGUAGAUUUGACAUCCAUAUCUUGAGAAAAACUUUUCAUUAGUUUUGCAAAACCUCUGACAUUUCUGCAAACUGUUGAUUACACAUACUUUGGUGAGGGAAUAUUCCCACAGGCAGUCACUCACAAGACAAGCCUGAUGUUUUUAGCCUUUUUGCGCAUUCAUACUUGCAUUAAAAAGGAUUCUUUUAUUCAAGUUUGUGUCUGAAAAGCCAUCAUAUGACUGGACAGUGUUGGCUUUGUGUUUCUUUUUAGUGCCCACAGGCUGUAACAGGACACUAAGUGCAUGAUGAGCCCCUCUGACCUGACUACAAGAGUUAGAGCACACAUCCCUCUGCAGCUGAACCUGGAGCUUAAAUCUAAGUAUUUGCCCAGCUGUAAGCCUGUUUGCCUUUAACAUGGCAUGUGUUAACCGCUAAUGAAUGGAGUAAUUAGAGCAUCGUAGUGAAUUAGGCUUACGUGAUGUCCCUGAUUGUCGGCCUCCCUCCUGGCAGGUCUGCAUUACAUCACGCCGACGCUGGUUAGCAGCUGCGGCUAUUUUGUAAAAACUUUAUUCAGUCAAGGUUUAAUUUUUGUGUGCAAAGGUCUGCCAUGUGUGGGAGGCAUUGUGCUGCCAGGAGGCUCCGCUAGUGAUUGAACUGGGUGAUGAGUAAGCCUCUUUGGUUCCGCCUCCACAUCCUCUUUACACAUCCUCACACACACACACACACACAGACACAUACAAAUCCUGGCAUGAGUGAGCAGUAUUGCACCUCAUGCACAGAGAAAGGAUGCAUGCAAAAAAGUAACAAAACGCAACAGACGCAGAGCUGGAGAGCUGCGCUACCCCUCCUCCUCCUCCUCCUCCUCCUCCUCCUCCUGAGAUUCUGUCUGGGAUCUGUCCCCACCGAAGGACAACCUCAUUGACUGGCUUUAUGAGGACGCCUCAAUGAAGCGAGACCACCGCCUUCUGUAGUGUGACCACAGAGAGAGAUUGAAUCACAGAUCAGAGAGAGAGAGAGGGAACCAGCAAGGAUGUCAGACUGAGGCUGGUUUCUGCCUACAGAAGAGCUGUCAUUUUUGGGAUCUGUUUAACCCACAGUUGUGUUUUUCCUGCGUUCCCUCGGGACUCGAGCACCUCUCUGAUGGAGGACUGAUCAGCUGAAUGUCAGGUAUAGUUCUGAUACUUCUGUGUUUGACAUUUGAGGACUGCUGCGGGCUUGUGGUCACGAAACAUGUCACCAGUUUGUCUCUGAAGGCUGAAAGAGGAAGCAAACGUAGUUGUCUAAAUUUCACUUCAGAUUCCAGUUGUGAUUUCAAUCUGUGAUUUUAAACAGAGCUUUUCAACCUUGUUGGACUGAAAAUAACAUACUCUAUCAUACUACGACCUUUUUUUGCGCAGGGUAACUCAUUCUUUUCAUUGCCAGUCAUGUUUGAUAUCCACAUAGCUGCACAGAUUACAUUCUCCUUGGCAUGUGAUGCCUUUAGUCUCUCCUCUGAAGUGUUUAUCGGCUCUCAUUCCUUUAACCAGAAGACGGGCUCCUUGUCUGACAGGAUCCUAGUUUCCCUACGCCAACUUAGAAAACACAUCUGCCAAGUCAGGAUGUGUUUGCGCACAGAAACAAGCUCAACCCUUCAGUUUGAUUGGCAAGCACAGCGAAACAUGCUAGCAAGCUGGUGUGAGAUCUGUCCGUGGAGAGGAUCUUUGACAAGUAGUAGUGCUGUCAGUUUGCUUGCUGCUGCUGCUGACAGAAUAUUGUGGUCAGAUGAGGAAGCCACAUUUCUGCAGCCUCGAAAUCAUAGGGGGAUAGAAUUGCCAGUUUAGAUUGAAAUAAAUUACAGGCAGGAGCUUAAAAUAGGUUUGUGCUCUCUUUUUUUAGCAGCCCCAGUCUGAUGAAAGCAAGAAUGUUGGAGGUUAAGGGUUAUUCAUGUGAUUUAUGCCAUUUUCACUGCAGUAGUACAGUUUGUUUUGAGGAAUCCCACUGGGUUUGGCUGCUGUAUGGGGAAAAGGGCUUUACAGUUACUUGAACCCCCAUAUGGACAUGCUUCUAUGCAUUUAACUGACAUAGAUAUCCUGUGAUAGCAGGAUAAUUUCUGUUAUUUAGUUGAGAUGAUCAUGAUUUGUGUCCCUGUAGUGGCAGAAGCACCAAUCAAACAACAAAUAAGCUUAACUCAUUAGCAUGGGCAGUGGUAGCAUGAUGCGAUUAUCAGAAAUGAUUAAGGCAUGUUCAUGUUGAGUUGACUAAGCAUCCUAGUUGGUAGCCAGGGCUGUAUCUAUAUGGCUACUUCCAUAAUGCUCUAGUUUUAUUGAGGUUGUGUCGACUUAAAACUAGAGAUGCACCGAUCCAACUUGAUACCGAUACCUGGGCUGAGCGUAUCGGCCGAUAUCCAAUACCGAUCCAAUACUACUGUUGAAUAAUUGAACUGUAUACCUUGCCCUAUGAGUAAAGGCAUCAGGCUUGACAUUAGCCUUAUUAAAAAAAAAAAGGUAAUAAAUGAACACAGAUAUAAAUACUUCAUAUUAUUUAUUAACAAAUAACAAAUUGCACGUUAGCACACAGCAAAAAGAAGUAUGACAUCCAUGUAUUAAAAGAAGACUGGAUCAGAAAGCUAGAUCGGCAUCAUUCAUCUGAUAUCCGAUCCAGUUAAUUUGUCAAUAUUGGAGCCGAUAUCCAAAUAUCGGAUCGGUGCAUCCCUACUUAAAACAGCAUUAGACUAUUUAACUAGUGCAACUAAUAACCAGCACAGACCUGUAGAUGUGAACCUUUAAGGCAUACUGAUGGUUGGUGAUGCUAGCUCCGUUAACGUUAGCCACACUCUGGAAACUAGCUUGACAUUGUUUCCCUGCAGGUGCUGUAAUUCUGCGUUUAGCUACAUCUGAAUGCUGUCUUACCUUGAGACUAGCUAGUUGGUCAGAAUUUUGAUUUACAUUAUUUAUGUCUUGUAAUGCAAAAGCCAAUUUUACUAUCCCAAGAUAACAAAUGCAGUCAGUUAAGAUAUCAGGAAAACAACAAAAAUCAGCUAACUGUCACAGAAACCUCUAAAACGAUAAAAUCUGGAUGCACAGAGCUUCUAUGCUGUUGUUUUUGCCUUGCAGAAACAGUGCAGGCAAGCUGGAUCAGAUUUGAAAAUUACAUCCUCCAACAACGCUCCUUCCUAUGAGCUUUUUUUAAAGCUCAUUUAUAUUUGGCGAAACUAAACACGAGCACCACGAGUCUCCGCAAGCUAACAAUGAGGGUCUUUUUUUUUUUGAGCACUUCAUUGAAAACAAAAACGUUUUUUUCUUUUCUGCAGAGGAAGCGCUGAGCUCAUUUCCGCGUGGCGCCGAUAUUUAGUUCAGGAACUUGCGAUGUCCUGUGGAAUCACGCCUGUGUGUAACCCCUGGCCCUCAUUGGUGGAAUAUGUGUACAGCUGCAGGGAGGAAGUUGCAGAGGGUACAACCGAGCAUUUCCUGACAAGGUGUGCGUACACUUCCUCUGUUGGGGUGUGCAUGUGUGUGUUGGUUGUAUUGAAUGGUUUUGGGGGUUUAGUUUCCUGUGAUGAGUGAGAGACUGUGGAGACGUUGUGUCAUUAUUAUAUCGGAUGAGAUUACGCCAUGGUAAACAUUUGCUAGAGUGGAUUUCUGAAGUGUCUUUUGCAUGUUCUUGCAUAUAUUAAUUUGAGUUUUCUUACGCCAUACACAGUACAUAUAAUUGUGCCAUUUUUGAGUGGUUUUGUGCAGCCUUGAGGCUCUCGGACUCGGCAUUAGCAGACCGAACGAGUGGCCGCCAUGGAGACCAGAAAUACCCAGGGUCCUUGAAAAAGAUGAGCAGUGUUGCCAAGUGAGCAAGUUGCAUUUUAAUCCUUGUGGUUUUUGGUGCAGCGUGUUUGCCUUUCCUCCAUCUUGACACUGGAAGUGGCGUUGAAAUAUCCACUCAGCGUCCCAUAAAAUGAUCCCUAUCUCUCCUCUUGAACCCCUGCAUCUCCUGUGAAUGAAGAGCACCCUGCAUCCUUCCUCAGCGGCCACCAACAGAUGCAUCCUGCAGCUGCACGCUCCUUCCUGUAUGCACUCAGGCCGUUUUUGUCUGAAGACGUUGCCACAGCAAAGUUGAGACACCGGCUGAAUUUAAAACAGGGCAGCCCUGAAUGGAGCAACACUGGUUGGCUGGCAGAGGGUUGCUGUUUCCUUUAGUCCUAUUCUUGCUGUGCAAUCAGGGAAUUUCAGAAUGAGUGACUAUUUUCUUUCUUUUUUAUAUUGUCUAAAUAAAUCCCAGUUUGUGUUGUUGCUUUAUUGGCCUCUCGAGCAGUGUGACGCUUUCCUAGUAGACAUGCGGGGUAAACAGCCACUCUGAUGAGUUGCGUUGAUUGGAUCUCCAGGAGGAUGUUUAUGACUGAGGGCUAUUUCUACUCAGGCCUCCGCCCCGGCUGCCCGCCUGCUCUGCUCUGCACCAGGCCUGCCCGUGAACCCAGUGUGUCUGACAAACCCCAGCAAACAAUCAGAGAGUGAGUGCACCAUGGUCUUGCAGCAGAGCUGAAAGACUAUAAGGUAGGACUGAGGGUUUUUGUGAUGGAGCAGUUACAGUUUGCAAACUACUUUAUGAACUGCAGCAACGUCGAGGUUUCAUUUCCUUUAGAGGCCGAUAAAACUGCAGCCUCCGUCAGGAAGUGCCCGUUUUUUUUUGCCGUUUUUACAAAUAGCAACAUCACAUGGUACAAGACAUAUGAAGUUCCAGUGUGGAUGAGAACAUUUGGAGGGCCUGUUGUUGGAGUGUUUUAUAGCCUUCAACGCAGCCACAUAGGAACAUGCACAUUAUCAUGCAUGACUGUGGUGGUGGGUAAAGGAAACCUACUGAUUAAAUGUCCUUAAAGUGACAGAGAUUGAAAAAGAGUUCGCUAUGUAGAUGCCCUUCACUCUCAGGAAUGUACAGACUGUAAGCUCUAUUUUCAGUCCAGAUUAAACAAAGAGGGCAUAUAAAAGACAUGUACUAACUUUGUUUCAUAUCAAACUUUAACAUAUUUGAAACAGGACAACGAAACCGAGACAAGACUGCAGCAACCCACCACUCCUCAGGCUAUCACCAUAACGCUGCAGUACCUCACUACCUGGAUGUAAACAAGCACAGAUGACAUCUUAUUUCAUAUCAACUAGAGGGGAUCAAGGUUUAGUGGUGCUUGCACUGCUGGUGUAAACUAAUUUCACAAUGCCUGUGGACUAUGUGAUCCUGUGUUUAGCGAUAGUAAGUUAAUCGGGUCUAAUUUUGUCUGUUUUCUGGGUGUUUCUUACUAGUCACGGUACUUGGUUGGAAUUUUAAUUUCUGUGCAAACAACAAGGAAAUUAGUCGCUGUGGAGCAUCACACAUUUAAUUUGGACCAGCAUCUUUAACCUGAAGUACCAGAAGGUCUCAGUUUGACAGUAGAUGGCAACUUACAGUCACAGAAGCUUAAUUUUGACUUUUGCGAAAGAAACAGAUUUUCUGGUCACUUACUUGAUAAAAAGGUCUUGAAUUUGCCACAUCAUGUUACAGAGUUCUGAAAAAAGUCAAAUGGCAAAUUUUGUCAGGUCUGUCUUUAUGGAGACUGUCUUUAAGUUUUGGGUUUUGAUCUACAACCACACUUCCAAUAGAACUAGAUGGCUAUGUUGAAUGCAGAAGAAAACAGGAUUAUGUUGCUCUGGAUUGGCUGCUUGUCCCGAUUGUACACUGCCUCUUGCCCAAUAAUGGCUGCGAUAGGCUCCAGCGCUCCUUCAACCCCCAAAAGAAUAAGCAGUAAUGAUAGGAUAAUGGAUAUAUGGAUGGUUUCAACAUGAUUUGUUGUCUUUGCAGUAUUUUAAAUGAAAUAUUCAUGGUUUCUGUUAUUUGCAAACCAUCAAAUUCUGUCUUUACCAACAUUUUAUGCUGCGUCAUAAUCACACAGUGGCGGUGUACCUUCUGCUUGCUUUUGCUCUCCAUAGUUCCUGUUUUCCAUACAUACACCAAAGCCCGAUUAUAAGUGGUUUCUCAGGUUAUACACAUAAGACUAGAGCACUUCCUUUAAUGAAAAUCCAAUCCUCUCAUAUCCUAAUUUUUCAUUCAGAGGACAGUUAAAUACAGACAAGUGAUGCAUCCUCAUAGAUGAAGUCAUACCUAGAAAAUGUUUAGAUUUUUCCAUGAUGACGAUGAUGAAGAUGAAUACUUUGUUUGUUGAUUACUUGAGUGAUACUUCCAGUGCGUUCCUUUGUACUGCCGUCUGUACAGUACAAAAGUCAACUGUGUCGUCUUUGUGUGCAGCCUGUCCCUGUGAAAGUGAGCUGAUCUUUAGCCAUCUGGCUGCCAGAUGUACCACUAUUUCCCCCGGUCCCCUCCAUAGAGACUUGAGUUACUAGCAUGAAUCUGCUCCUCGACAUCAGUCAGGAGAUAGGAAGAGCGCAGAGAGGAAGCUUUCCGAAAGCCCAGAAUCCUGAAGUUUUUAUUUUUUUUCCUUGUGCCAAGCAACCAGGCACUGCGAGCUCCCCAAAGGGGUGUUUCCCACCGGCCGGGGAGGGGUAUAAAGGGGGAUCUAAAAGAGGAAGAUUUCUUUUAUGGAUGUGAUGCCAAGUUCUCACACUCCUUUGGACCAUGGCGGAAAACAAGCAGCAAAGAAAAGGAUCUCGGAGUUCGGAUCGCUCCUCAUCCCAAACGUAAGAAGUAAAACUUUGUUAGAUUUGAUCAGAGUGGAGUUACAUUUGAGUUUCGUGUCUCGUGGUGGUUCCUGAAUUCAAGCAAAAGAGAUGCUUUUGGUAUGUGGUGGGGACUUAAAUAGGUUUGGCAGCUGGAGCUCAGUUUUCUUGAAAACUUGGCUUCCUUUUAGGGAACUUUUUAGAAACUUCUGCUCCCUUUUCCUCUGAAGUCUUUUUACUUUUUUAGUAGUUUCCUCAGAGUAGCACAAGCUGUAAAAACAUUUCAGUCAUUGCCUCUGCACUUCAACCACGUCAUUAGACAAAGUAGCCAACACAUCAUUAUUUUUUUUUUACCCUCCUAUCGAGAUCCCCUCCACCAAAUCAAAGGCUCGGGGAGUAAAAGGUUGACCUGCCCACUCAGAUCCAGACUCAACAAAGAGGAGAGUAGUGGUGACUCAGCCGGCACUUCUCUCCCCACAGAGCCUCCCUGCACAAUGAAAGUGCACUUUAUUCAGAGCUGGAGAUCACACAGAGGUGCUUUGAGCUCAGUCCACCCUGCUGUUCCCUCUCAGCUGUCUCACAUCAAGUAGAUUUUGAAGUUGCAGCUGCACUGUUACAGUAUCUGCAAACCAUGACAUACUUUUCUCCGGUGUGUCAGGUUUCCCUGAUCUGUUUGUCGGAGCUUCCUGACCAGCUCCGUGCUACACGUGAGGCUGAGGACUAGUGUUGUCCCCGCCGCUUGUCGGGCUUCUAGGACUCAUUUGUUUAUCUGGAGAGCUCGCUGCAAAGCGAACUGUUUAUUCAAAGAGGAGGAGGUUUGUUGGAAACCUGUGGCUGGCUCGUGUGUGGGGGUCUGAGUGCUUUGAAUCAAAUAUAAAUACAGCCUCACGCUCGACUCUUAUCUUAUUAUUAAAGAGUACAGAUAUGAAAUUAAUGGUUAUCAUAAUAUCAGGGCUGAGCACACUGGGGAAUUUCCUGAGCUUGUUUGCUAAACUUCUGCAUGAUGUAUCAUCUGUUGAAAGACUACUCUUGUUACAUGACAGGGUUAAUCAGCCAGAGAGCCAAAACUGGCUCCUUGUCGGAUACAGAAAUAUUAAAGCCCCUGUGAGGAAUUUUUUGACAUUCGUGAAAAAGACCAAAAUUCAUGUUGAUACCUUCUCAUGACACAAACAAGACCAGAAGCGGCAAGAUUGACAACUUCUAUAUUGUUAUUCUUAAUGCCUCAACCUGGUGUGAAGGAGUAGGUGUCAGCCAGGUAUCUAAAUAAACAGCCCUGUGUUUUAGGGGUGAGAUUUUAGUCAGGAGACUCUACUUAAGCAAGCACAAAACAAGCAAAGACAGCUGUCUAUUGCAGGGACCAACGCUGAUACAGACUGAAAGUUCCUCCCAGGAGCUUUAAAUAUGUGAUAUCUUUUCUAUUUUAUUACAUAUUAUAAAUCUACUAGAGGAGCUGGAGAAGUGUUUAAAUAUAGAAUGUAGAACUUAAUUGUAUUCAAUUUUAAUAUGUAGAAGUUGAUAAUGUACCACAGGUGAUUAUGGGAAUAAAAUCCUGAGAGGGUGAGCCAAGAUCAGUAUUUUUAUCAGCUUACGUGCCGGUUUGGUUAAAAUUUGUGUAAAGUCAAACAGACAUGUUUUUUCAUUGUUAUUUUUUACAGUGACAUUUCUAUAAGUUCCUCUUCCCUGUAUGUUUUGUUGGCUUUUUUAACUCCUGUAUUACUGUCAAAACUCAACUCAACUUCAUUUGUAAAGCACUUUAAAACAACCACAGCUGAACAAAGUGCUGUACGUAAAUAGACAAAACAACGCAGACAUAAAAACAAUCAAAAAACUAUUAAAAUAAUGGAUAAAAUAAAAGCAGAUUUUAAGAAGUGAAAUAUAGUUUCAAUGUUUUUAAAAACUAAUUUAAAAACAUAGAAACAAAUAACUAAAAACAAACCACCCACAAAAACCCACUCUAUGUUGCAUUAACUUUGUGUUUGUUUUUUUCGAUUUGUUGGAUGUACUUUUCGUCGAUGAUCUCUGCCUGGUCUUCUUCCCUUAUUCCUCUGAUUUUGACUGACCAGAGUGAUUUUUCCUUUUAUUCAUGUAGAAAAUAUUUCACUGUAGUGCCCUUAAAUAUUUCACUCUUUUGACAGCAAUGCAGAUCCAGUGUAAUUUAGACCUACCUGACCCUCUGCUAUGAUGUGUUUUCACACAUACACAUGCAUACAACUGUCAGACAAUACCAGCACCAUCCUUAACCUAAUCUCUCCCUAUCGGUUGCUGCUGUUGUCUACAGGCGGCUCAGUGAGUCAGAUCAUUUCUGCAGGAGUGAAUGUUAAAGAUAAAAGUCAUCAAGUGUUUUAUCGGCUUAAAUAAUAUCUAAAAUGAAGGGCACUUCUUGAAAAUGAAUGUGUUUGUUAUGUAAUGUCAGUGACAAAUCACUCCUGCGUUGAAGCGUGAGACUUUCACCAAAUAGCUUUUCACACUUCUUAAAUCUGUCACUGUUUUCCUCCUCCCCACCUACUGUAUGUGUUUGCACCGUGUGGGUUUGUAUGUCAGCGCGUUUGCUUCCUGUUUCUGAGUCCGCUGCGAUGUCAUUCACAGCUGCUUGUGGAGCAUGGGUACAACUGCCAGCGCAGCGCCACAGCCUGUUUCCGUAGCGUCCCCACUUGAGAGUAUCCACGGCAACGGGAUGGCCAACAGCAGGCAGUCUUUGAGCAUGAGCCCCUUUCAGACGGUCAGCAUCCACAACAACAAGGCCAAGUCCAUUAUCACCAACAAAGUUGCACCUGUCGUCAUCACGUAAGUCCCUCCUCGAAUCCGCGUUCUCACAAUUGGGUGUUAAUCCUCUUUGAUCACUGUGGGGACCCCCUCCCCUCAGUACCACCCCCCUCAGCUGAAGUGUUUGCCCCUGUUAUCAUCUCAUUUGUCAAUUCAGGCCUGGCAAACAGCAGCUGAUAAUUGAAUUGACCCCCAGACCUGCUGCUGUUCUGUCCUCAGGUAUAACUGCAGACAGGAGUUCCAGAUUCACGAUGAUAUCCUCAAGACCAACUACAAAGUGGGCCGGAUAUCAGACAACAUGCCAGAGCACUACCUGGUGCAGGUGAGUUUUGACACGCAGCACAAACCUCCUCCUGCCACACUGUCGAAGCAGGAAGAUGUGGAUUCACCUCACCUGCCUCUGAGCCCCGCUCUUUUCACAUUCACGCGUCCAAAUCGCAGAACGGCACAGGAACAUUGUCAUGCGAUGUUUUAUGAUGUGGGGCGGCUUUUGAAACAGGAAUGUUGUCACCUUCUUAUUGCUGCUUUGAUCUGCUCCGUCACCUCUGCUCUGUCUGUUCAGACCGGCAGUGUUUGUCAGUGUUAACACACAGACUCUGCCUGCAUCUCAAUCUGGAUUAAAGCCGGUUUAUUACAGAGAGGGUUAACAUAUUCAAGAAAUCUGCCCUGGUGUUUCACUUGAUCAGCAAUAAUCAAAGAAGGAAUGUAAGAGUAAAAAGAUAAAAUGAGAAGUCUGUGAAGAAAGAAAACCCACUUAAAAAAACAGAGUUGUAUUUACUUUUAAGUGUUUUAAAAAGCUUGCAGAAAGUACAAAAAAACAACAUUAUGAAACAAUGGAAAAAUGUGCAGUAAACAGAUACAAUAAUACAAUAUGGCAGCAGUUUUACUUCAGGGAGAUCAUGACCAAAUUAAAAAACACCAUACAAGAAUUUUUUGCCAUGUUAUAUUGUGGUCUUUCAUUGCAGAAUUUGGAAAACUACAAAUUAAAGCUCUUGCUUAUAUAUUAUUUUUUUUAGAUUUAAUUUUUUCCUAUCAAUAAAAACAUAUACAGGAACACAAAAACACAAGAACACAAAGGGGGCGAACACUACUUUGUAACAUAGAUAUGCCCUUUUGUCCGUCUUACAGCAUACAGCUCUGUUUUAAUUCUAAAGGUCCUUACACACCGGGAACGAUGCAAAUAUAUGUCGUAAAAUUACAAAAUAUUUGGAGGCGAAUUUUGACGCGUCUGACUAUACACAUCAAGCGCAAUGUGAUUUUGCGACUUUCCAGAGGGAAAAAAGUUGCGUCCCGGAUGGAAGUGAGAAGAUUGACACAACAGCAGACUGACUGUUUUUUCAGUUCUGAUUAGACUCUAGUGUUGAGAUGUCUGUCUGUCAUGAUAGCAUGUACUGAGUCAGGGCCAGUACUAGAUAAGCACAUUAAACUAUAAUCCAUAAAUGUAAAGUAACAACCGAGACCUAAUGGUGCUGUGACAGCAACGUGAUUGAGUUUAAAACAGUGAAAAUACAUAUGGUAUGUUGUAUCUGAACAGGUUAGCUUACGAGCUAAAGUUACUUAGCACAGAUGAAAAUUAAAACAAAGACGUUUAGCAAACUGUUAAAGCACACAAACCAUCGUCAUAUGAGAAAUCCGACACUUUGACUCGCCACAAGUUCUCCUUCAGGUCGUUAUCUUUGUAAUAUUUGUGACUUUUAUCAAAAAGCACUCUGUUCUCCGACAAAUAAAUAAUCAGCUGGUUGGCCAUGUUGGAUAUACCGGUGAAUCUGACGUCGCAAAAACACGCAAUCUGAUUGGUCAGAAGUGGACACGCAGUAUGCGAAACUUUAGAAAAUUCGACCGUGAUACGAAAAAAUAAAUGCCGCAAUAUCGCAGGACGGAAAAACGUCGCUGAUAGCCAGUGGUUCAGUCCAGGUGGGUCAGUUCUCAGCCCCUGUGAGAUUUUAAAAGCUGGUUAUGAAUCAAACUACAUUAGCUAUCAUUGAGCUUAAAAAGCUAAAAAGGACCAUGAGUGACAAUACUGAUUAUUUCUGUGAACUCAUUGUAAAGUUUAUAACAACUGUUGAAGGGUAGGUGUGAAUUUGCCGACAUUUUUCAUCAAAUUUGUAAGAGAAGAUUUUUCAACAGACUGCUCCACUAGAUCAAAUCUUUAAAGAGAUACAAUUUUGACCACAGGGGGCGCCAAAAUCAAUGCAAACAAAGAAUUCCUCAAAUUUCAGAUGAAGCCCAUCUUCACACACAUAAUAUUUUUUUUACAAUAUAAUCAGGCUUCAAGAGUGAAUGUAUAUAACACCAUCAAAGCGACAUGAUUGGCUUCAAAUCAAAGCUAUGCAUUCUGGGUAUCUACCCUGUUGCUGUGCUCUCUAUCAUAACUGAACUAUUGAUGAAUCUAAGGGAGUUUUGAAGAUACUGCGCCACAGCUGUAAGAUGUUUUUCUACCUUCCUUGUGAUGCUGUUAUCUUUUGUUAAGUGGUGCAUCACUGGGUGUCAGGUUGACCUAUUAUUAGUGUAAAUAUUUGUCUUUAUUUUCAUUAUGGUCAACAAUUAUAAAAGCAAAGGCCUUACUCAUCAUGUUUGUGGUUAGUACACUCCUCCCUUGAGUAAAUACCUUCAUAAGUUGUAAAUGUCAAGAUCAGCGGCGGAAGAUUCAGUGAGGGAGUUGUUGAUGGUGCAGCUCCCCGACCGGCGGCAAUCUGUAUUUAUGUUUUUGUUAAUCUUUAUAGAAACCUCAAAUAAUAAAUCUUGAAGAGAUGAUGAGGGCGAUAAGAGAGUGAUUUCAGUUGUUGAGACAACAGUGGAAUCAGACCGUAUCAGUUUUGGUAUUUGCAGACUUAGAGAGCCAGAAAAACGUACAGCUAUGUUCUGAUUGUGAACAAAGUCCAAGUGGGCACAUGUCAUUUGCAGGUUGAUAUUUUCAGACAGGUGCUUUAAUGUUGUGUGAAGGUCGGUCUUACAAAAGCUGCAUUGCUUUCCAGGAGGAGUACUUCAUGGUCCAGGAUGUGUACACUAAGGCAGAUGUCCUGAAUACAACUGGCAGCUAUGGAGCACCCAACUUCCGCCAAGUGAAGGGGUCAUACCCGCUGUACGGAAUGGGCCAACCGAGCCUGAGCGGCUUCAAACAGGUCCUCCAGAGACUCCAAGUGCAAGGACACAAGGUUAAUUUCUCUCCCAUGUAUUCAUACAGUCAGAUCCCAGGCUAACUCUCAUACACAAGCAAAUAGGAAUUCUCCACAUGCUAUUUGUGGUUUUCUUGCCCUUAAUUCUCCUCCGUCUGCUUCUGUGUGUCUCUGCCUGCCCUCCUUCUAUCUGUGUUGUCAGUAAAUAUUUGAGGAGUCAAGUACUGAGAGGAGGCUGUGGCUGAACUGUUGCAGUGAGCAAACAAAGUUGCGGUCGUUUGUACCAGUGGAAAAAGAAUCUCUUUGCUUAGAACAGCAAGAAAAACGUACCCCAAUUAAAAUGAAAUUGACAAAAUUAUACGUCAAGCCUCCUCUAAAUCCUUGCUGCAUGUCGGAUGACAACUGAUUGUUUCCAGUUGCGCUUGAUAUUGGUGUAAAAUGUAAAAGGAAAAAAAAAAGGCCAAUAAUUAAAGCCUGUCAUUUGGCCUUUUUCAAACAGGAGAUCAUAUUUUUCUGUGUGAGGGAAGAGCCGGUGGUUUUCCUGCACAAGGAUGAUGACUUUGUGCCAUAUACCCCGAGGAGGAAGGAAAACCUUCAUGAGAACCUUCACGACCUGGAAAAGGAGGAGCUGGUGGAGAGUCUGGAGCUCACUAUCAGGAAGGAGGUGACGCAUUACUCAGCAUUACUCAGCAUUACUCAGCAUCUGGAUGUGAUGGAGUUUUUUGACUUGAUACAUUAAGGAUAGAUGUCUAGAAAGUAAGUUAACUGCCUCUUUCACAGGUCCAGGUACAAAGGCAUUUGGAAUUCCACGUAACAUAGAACAUAGAAAAGUGAAAUUAUAUAUAAUCACAAAAACUGUUCUACACUUAAUUUAUUCUAACACUAUUCAAAAGUGUUAACUCUGUGACACGUAAAGUAGAACUCCAUUAAAACAAUAGAAGAUACAUGUAUGCUUGUUCAGAUAAUUAUUGCAGAUCAAAAAUUGCAAGACAAAAUUUUACUCUUCAAUUUUUUCUAACUAUAAAAUAUGUAAAAAAAAAUAAUACAUUUUUUGCAUUUGACAGUUUAAAAAAAAAAGACACAUGAAAAUUAGACAUCUUUUAAUAUUGAUAAUGAUUAUUAGACGUGAAAAGAUGUGAAAUAUUGAACAUUAUUAAUUCACAUGAAAAUGUAUGCACGCUAUUGCACAAGAAACUGGAAUCACUUUUAUCGCUCAUAAAAAUUCUUGAUAUCAAUCAAUUCACAUGAUUUUUUUUUUUUAAAUUGCUGCACAUGAAACGAGCAAAUUUAUUACUGCAUAGAUAGAUUGAACAUGAAAUGAAAACCUAUUUUUUGCAAAUUCCUGCCCUAUUGACUGGACUUGAAUAAUUUUUACUGCUAUUAUUAUGCAUAAAUUUUGCACUUAAAUUAUGGCACCGUAAACUUUAUCUACACCUGAUUAGCCUCCUUUAUCGCUCAUGAAAACAUUAAAUAGACAUUAUUGCAUUUCAAAUUUUACUCCUUAAAAUUUUACACAUCUUCCAUCAGCCAUAAAAACCUUGUAGGUCAGUUAUUGCGAAUUCUGUUAAUGUUAAUCGUAAUUUUUCCAGUGUGAGGUUAUCAUCUCUCCAUUUAGUACAUAAGAUGGGUGCUGUUGUGGUUUCUUCCCCUUGUAAUGUCCUGGGCUCUAAACUAUGAUAUAGCAUUCUAAAAACAUUCUUUGUUCUUUUCUCGCAGCUCCACGAUUUCGCCAAACUCAACGAAAACAUCUUCUACGUCUACAACGACAUCGAGUUCUUCAAAGACGAGCCGCAGAAGAUCUCCAUCACAUGUGAGGAGGACAUCCAUGUGACAGAGGAGGUCUAUAAGAGGCCCAUGUUCACCAUGCCGGCCUACAGGUUGUUUACAUUGUUCCUUUAUUAGCCUCUUCAGCUCACGUAUUAGUUUACACAUGCCUGCCUGCUGUAAGGACAGGUUAUAAAUAGUGGCGCUUAUCUGUGCAGAAAACUGGUUGCUAUGCUUUUUUUUAUUUUUGAAGAAAAAGAGGAGACUGAAGAUUUAAACUUUAGAUUGUUGCAGACUGUUUCCAUUCAGUGUCCCCUUUUCAUGAGAUGUCACGAGUUGAUCAUAACGUUUCUGGGACACAGAGAGCCUUCUCUUCAUGUGCAGCCAAAAAAGGAAGCAGGCUUUUUUAUUGCGGUGAAUCUGCAAUUUUAAAAGGGGAUUUUUUUUUUGAAAAAGAAGAUUCACUGGUUUGAUAUCUCUUAACAUCCCUUUUUUUUCGUGAUGAGGAAACACAACACAAGAGAGCUCAGCUGUCUUUUCUAGGUCAGAUGAGUGUACGUGUGUUGUGCUGUGACCUAUAUAAGAUCAAUAUUGACAAAAUACAGCAGGCAGAUCUCUUGGUAACAGUCCUGUUUUGUCGCAGGUACUACAGAUUACCGCUGCCAACAGAGGGAGCACCGCUGGAAGAAGACUUUGAUGCAUUUGUUAACAUACUCAGGGUAAGGCCGUGUAAAUACACCAAUCAUAACAACUCUCACCUUCUUACCCCUCUGGACCGAAUCUUGUUUUGAUGUGUUUUUAAAGUUAUUAAUUGCUGGAAUAUCAGGAGAGCACCUGGAUGUUCUCACCGAGGCAGAGAAAAGGUCAAAGCAGCUUUUUUUUUCAUCCACAUGCUGCCUCUUGAUUUAGUCCAGUCGGUGCAAUCGCUCACUUAAAGGUGUUAUAGUCCUGAAAUAAAUGGCAGAAACCUGCAGGGCUGUUCUCACUUUAUGUCCGCUCUUUGGUCAUCCGCUCUGUCUGGUUUCCAUCCUGCUCUUCACUCACACAGGAUGUACUUUUCUUCUUGUUUUGGCCUUUUUUGGACUGACAGCAGCAGGAUCGGCUUCCUCAGGAUGAAAAGUUGCCCUUUUUACUCUUAUUAGAGCUUAAAUAAGAGAUUUAACACUUUGAUUCACUGAUUUGUUUUGUCAUUUUCACUUAUUGUGUUGUUACUCUGGGAGGUUUGUGUUGGACGGUUUUAGUUUAACUUCCUAGAUCCUCUCCCUUCUCCUUUAUGUGGCCGUUAAAAGGUUACAUAAACACAGCUUCCUCAUCUCAGCUUGCAUUUGUCUGGUGAUCUGCAGUUAAACACACAUAAAACCCUAUGCUAAACCAGUUUUACCACCACAAUCAACUAACGGAUUCAUCUCAAUCCUCAUGAUUGCAUCUUAAAAAUACACCACUCUUCAGCUUUUCAGAUCUAUCGUCUCAUAUCUGCUCUGUUUUCCAGGAAAGCACCAGCUUAUCCAGAGGCCAUGAUGCACCUGAACACCUGCCCGCUUUGCUCUUCAGCUGCCAGGUGGGAGUCGGCCGCACCAACCUCGCCAUGAUCCUCGGCACCCUGGUCAUGAACCGCCUGAAGGGGGCGUCGCAGACAGAACCUCAGUAAGACCAAGUGCAGUUUUGCCUUUUUUUCAGAUUCAGGCUAAACAGGACUUGACUUAAGCUGCCCUGUUUUACAGAGGUGAGGAGACGGCAGCGCCAGAGCCAAAACCACUGUUCAAGGUCAUCCAGACUCUGAUCAACAAGCUGCCAAAUGGGCAGAAAGUCAUGGAGGAGGUAAGGCAGAUAGCUUACACUGUCUUCAAAAGGUGAUUUUGUCAUUUCAAUGCACUAAACAUGACAACUGGUUAUAUGACAUGUUAUUAUUGUCCAACAGGUUGACCAGGCGAUCACUCUGUGUUCAGAAAUGCACAACAUAAAAGAAGCAAUAUAUGAAAACAAGAGCAAACUGGAGGCGAUCGGAGAGGAUUAUAAAAUUCAGGUAACUCCUCACUCAGCCUGAAAAGACAACAGCGUGUGUGACGUGGAUAGCUCUUGAGUCACGCUCAGCUUGGCAGAAAUCAAAAGAUGAUGAUGCUUAAAAAGUCCUCAGAGUUUGGGCCCUUGUACUGAUGCAUUUUGGGUAGUUGUCUCUCGCCUGUCUUGAAAUCAGCGGGCUGUGGUAGAGGCUGUGGUUGAAAAAAAGAAACACUGACAUGACUCGAUCUUUGUGUUUCUUAGGGAAGCAGUACCAAAGACUACUUUCUCAACAGAACCAUGCAGAGCUUGGAGCGCUACUUCUACUUGAUUGUGUUUAAUGCGUACCUACACGAGCAGGUGAGCUCAGUUUUCUCUCUGGAUUUGAGUACAAAAGCUGUAAAAAUAAUCCUCUAAAUUCUGACUGUGCGUCCUCUGCCUCUGCAGUAUCCUCUUGCCUUCGUGUCAAACUUCAGCCAGUGGAUGUGCUGCCACGCUUGGCUGUACAGAUUACUGGCCUGCAUGGACAUAUCCGAGCUGUCAGCCCCCGCAGAGCUGGUCACUAAAGGAGCUCGGGUUCUGGUAAUACCUCCGUCUUCAUGUUCGAAGACACAGUUUUUUUUUUUAAUUCUGAUAAACCUCUCCUCGCUAUCAUUUCCUUCACAUCUCUCACAUCGUCCUCCCACGCAGUCAUGUAAUCAUCUUGACUCUCAAACUGACUUUACAUUAUAUUUAUGCAUAAUGUAAAUGCGCGUGUUUCUGUGCAGGUUGCUGAUGAGUGUUUGGCUCCUGACCUGCUCAGCACGGUGAAGGAGAUGAAGGCGGUCAAUUUCAGACGAGUACCUAAGAUGCCUAUUUACGGAGCGGCUCAGCCCACAUCAGAGGUACAACAGAUUCACUCACACUCAUGCCUUAUUUAUCAAAAACUGACAUCUUGAGGAGCUGAGAAUGAGAUUAUUUGCGUAACAGAAUAUUUAUACUGUUGAGGGAGGAUUAUUUGUAAUACUCAAGUCUACAAAUCGUCAUUCUUGGAUUUAUUAGCGAUUUUAUUCGACUCAAAUCUCAAGUGCAAACUAAAUUUCCUUGUCAGUUCUUGUAAUCUUCUCCAAAAUGCAUCCCUGAAGUCAUGAAUAUUUAUAACUGUACAGACAGACUCAAGAGGAAUGACUCAUAAUGAUUUUCGGACACUUGCACGCCCACCUCAGAUCCUCCAGCUGGACUUCCAGCUCCUCGCCAUCUAAUCUAAUCGUCUGUGUGUGUGUGUGUGUGUGUGCGUUCGCAGGCUACCGCAGCAGUUCUGGCCCAUUUGACGGAUGAGAAAAGGAAGCAUACUCAUGUGCUGUGGGUCAACCUGCAAGAGGAGCUGGUGCUAGAAGGGAACGGGCAGAUUUUCACACCGAGGGAGCCUUCGUCUCAGGAUCAGCCCGUUUCUAUCCCAUCCUCUGACCCACAGAUUAUAGAGGUAGAGUAAAAGCUGUUCUAUUAUGGCAUUUCUACUUUUUUAUUUUGUUUCAGCUGAUGCGAAAGCGCUCGUGUGUCUCCUCUUUAGAAACUGGAGACGUCGCUGAAGGAGGAGGUCUUGCGGGCUCAGAAGUGGCUGGAGGUGACGCUGGAGCAGGAGAAACAGAUGAAGAUGUUUAAAAGCUGCUUGACGGUUCAAGAGAUGUUUAACCAGCACAAAAGCUCUUACCAGGGCCUCGUCUACAAAAGAAUACCACUGCUGGACUGUAGUGCACCCAGAGAGGAGGUAAAGAUGUGAAAGGAGGCAGAAACAUACAUGCACACACACAUACUCAUCCUUCCUGUUAUAUGGAAACCCUUAUCGACACUGAUUUGGUCCUUGAAAUGCUCACCUAUCAUGUAAACCUACUUCUAUCCUGCACAUUAAAACUGAGUCCCCACUUUUUCCUAACGUCCUCACUCUGGUUUUUGAAAAGUCACGGUCCCCACAUUGAUAGAUAAACAGGCGUGAACAAGCUGACUCAAAAUGCAAAAGUCUUAGAGAGUACUGCGGCAGCUGCUUGUCAAGAGGAAGGGUAAUAUUGAACAGGCUUUGUGCUCCCUCUAGUGGAAGAGAAUGGCACUGUUCGUCACUGUAACAUGCAAUUUCGCUUAAAAGGCUCUUAUUAUCUCUAUUAGUGAACCAAAAUGUGAAGAAUUGUGAAGUUAAAAGACAGUUUGAAGUUAUUUCCAUUCAUCCCAAAUUUCAUAUUCCAUUUCUGAACUAUUCUUAGGGCUUUUAUUGACAUUGUGGACAAAUAUUGGCAUGUUUAUUUUGAAAUAAAAUAGAAAUUCAGCAUAAAUAAGCAAAACUUUUCAUUUACAUCACGUUGCCAUUCAUAUGUUGAAAUCGCUUCAAUUAAAAUCAGAUACAAACAUUUUAAAAGUGUAUUUUUGUGUCUCCGUGUGUGUGUUUUCCUUAGGAUUUUGAUAAGCUGCUGGAGGCCAUGAAGAGCUCCUUGGCGGAGGACUCUCACUCUGCGUUCGUUUUUAACUGCUCUAACGGCAAAAGCAGGACCACAACCGGCAUGGUCGUCGCUGUUCUGACUCUUUGGCACUUUAAUGUGAGUUUCCUCUUUCAUGUAGAUUACCUGCUGACACUGUUUUGAUCACCCACAAUAACAUAAUAUUUGUUGUUUCUUAUACCUGCAGGGAUUUCCAGAGUUUGCUGAUGAUGAGAUUGUGAGCGUUCCUGAUGCCAAGUACACGAAAGGAGAAUUUGAGGUAUGUACACUUCGAAACAGGUGCAUUCAACACCUCCAUCUGUUUGAAAAGAUGGAUGACAGGACAGGUCAGCUCCCCUUUAGUGAAGCCAAAACAUUUCCAGCUCCCUUUUAGUACAGGUGGUAGUGAAACUCACCUCCUCCGUAUCAACAAGUUAGUCAGAAAGUGAAAAAAAUCUCACAUAAAAUACUUUAUAUCCUCACUCGAUUUAUUAGUUAUACUUGGUUGUUGCUAAAGAGGAUGCGACUUAGUGAGUGACAGCUCUGUGGUUUCUGCACCAUCAUUUACUUAGGUUUGCUGACGAGGGGAGGAACGGCAUUUGAAAAACUAACAAGCGCUCUUACAAGAGCCAAAAAACAAUUCAACCUGAACGACGAAGCCGUCUGUAAACGGAUUUCGUAAUGUGUUUUCUUAUUACGCCCUAUCUGUGUUAUUCUUGUUCGCACUCUCGCUCUUUACACAGUCUUUGAAACAACCACCUGCCUAAUCACAACCAAAUAAACGGAGAGAGCUUAACCAGCAUGAUCUGCAGAGAGAUUGACGAAUAGCUCGAUGCUGUAAAGGUAGCCCACAUUAACACCAAAACAAAACAAACGAUUGUACUCCGAAAGGAAAAAAAAGCGUGCAAAAUCCCUGACAGAGAAAAUCAUGUCAACACAUUUUAAUGAUGUUUGAGACACACAGUCAUUAUGUGGCGAUCAUUCUCGGGCAGCUGUGUAUACAGCGAGAGUUCAAUUAUCAUAAGUGGUACUGUGAAAGGUUAAACAAGUAGACAUAAUCUGCUAGAUCAACACAACUUUUGUUUGUCAAUCCGCUAUUUUUACUGCAGUGACCUCAUUAGCGUUGACUUAAACAUAUUUUUGUGUGGUUCGGUUGCCUCUUAGACCUCAGAGUCACUUGACAGGAAAAGAUCACCUAACUUUACCUAUUUAAGUCCCAAUCCAAUCGUUAUGUUUUUAAUACUUUAAGUGUUAUCAGUGGUCUUUAAAUGGUCUUUAAAUCGUAUUACCUGUGUCAUUUUCAAGGGCUUUUCUUCAGCACAGCGCCAGUAGCUCAUUAGCAAUUAGCCUCUGAGUCGUGGGCAGAGACAGCUCUGCUCUGCACACUCCUCUUUGCGCUAGCUUGCAGCCUAAUCUCACUGGUGUAGUAGAAGUGGCAGGUGAAACUAAUGUCUUUAGGGACAUGAUGAAAGCUAAUAUCAUAAUUAUCUUUCUUACGAGCAUUGGAAUCCGCUAAGGCACACGCUUGUUUCGCGAUCGUCUUCUCUAUUUCUCCGAGCCUGGCCUGCAUAGCAGAGCUCUGGGUGGCGGAGCUUGGAGUUGUGAUGUAGGAAAUCUCACUAUUUCUGACCCUGUCGUUUGGGCCUGCCAGAGAUUCACUGUAAUCUGAAUGCAGAUAUGAUAUGUCCUGUAGCAUCAGAAAAAUGCUAUAUGAACAUGUAAAAAACAAGAAAAACAUGAUUUUUAGAGGAGUGGGUUUUUAAAGCUUUUUAAUGCUUUAAUUUCUUUAGGUUUUAAUCUUUUAUUUGGAGUCUGUUUUCCAUGCUGUUUGCAACAAGUGUGGAACUGCUGAGGGGCUCUCAGGGCAGCCAUGAAUGCCACAACAGGAUAUCUUUUUGGUGGUUUUUCAUGUUUGUGUUUUCUUGUGGUGAUGGGUUAUUUGCAGGACAGGUAUUGUAAACUCUUUCUCCUGUGUUUCUCUUAAAUAUAGCUCUGCCAAACAAUAAUGCGCAGGCUUCAAUACAGCUAUUUUGGCCGUAUUUAGUUCACUCCCUCUUUCAGGGUCCUCUCCUCUGAUUGAAAGCUUUAUCCAAACAAAAACCAGAAGCCAUAGCCUUCCCUCUCCCGCUCUGAAUACUCACCGUUUAUCAGAGCUCCUUGGAGGUUUUAUUCUUGAUUCAGAGUGCGACAAUGAGUCCGUGGUUGGAACCUGCUGUCCGUGUCCUAAACACUGUAAACACGGACACAUAGAAAGAGGCCACACUCUGCAGGCACACAAUGCAGCAUGCCAGUUACAGCAGCAAGCCUACAGCAGUUUCUGGGAUACACAGAGGGGUCGCCACGGAAACCUUGUCUGCCUCUAAUUCAGCCUCUGAAGGAUGUGUUAUAUUGUUGUCCCCUUAUCUGCAGAAGAGGUGUUGCUAUGGCUGUGAAGUCUAAAACACAGCAUGGUGGAGGAAUUGGUGUGACGGACAGUGGACAAGUGGGCUAAUCAGUGCUUGGAAAAAAACGUGACACCCGUGGCUUUCUGAGAAUUUCCUCCAAACAGCUAUAAGUAGAACUGUCAGCGUAACUAUAAUGUACAGUUUUUAUUAUUUUUUAGCUUGGAUCCGUUAGUAUAGGACCAUUUGUGUGUGUUUGGUGCUUCGGAAAUGGUUUUUAAUUUUCUUUUCCAUCUGUAACAUUUGUUGGAGGUAAAAUAGGUCAUUUAAACCAUCAGUUUAAAGCUCCUAUGAGUGGUAUUCUAAGAUGCUUGAGAAUAAAAGCUGGUCUAGACUGUUAAUAACUCGCACCAAAUGUAGAGAUCGGAUAAGAUUGAGCCUCAUCUUGUAGGAUUAAACGUACUCCCAGUCCAUCUUCAACUACAACAGAACAUUUACGAUAAUUUCUUUAUCAUUUCUUUGAAGUAAUAAUCACCAUAUUAAUCAUUUUGUACUGCAGACAUGGUAGUUCUUCUGCCUUAGCGUCUUGAUCUGAUUGCAUUCCAUGAAGAAAUGAUCAUAAAUGUUCUUCCUUGAGCUGCAUCACCCCACAAGCAGCUGCUGGAAGAGAGUAGGUGAGUUGUGUUUAGUCUCUUUGUUAAAGAAAUUAGGUAAAGCUAAAAAGAUGUUUGGUGGCUAGUACUAUGGCUGGGACCCUAUAUGUACUGUUGAUGAAGUUAGGUGCUGUUCUGAGCAUUAUUUGUGGCUAUAGGGUGGCGUUUUGGUUGAGCUCGUGGCUCCUGGGACAGCUGUGUAUUGCUAUCAUGCGGUCAUCACUGAAGUUGGUAUAACUAGAGAAGCAAGCGGUCGGCAACGUUCGUCUCCUGGUGUGUCUAACUCUGUGUUAGGGUGUUUUGACCCUUACUUAAUUUUAUGCCAGAAUAUCCCUUUUACCCAUAGCAGCAUUACAGAUUACUGAUACUGGCUUUAAACAGUAUCUUCGUUGGUGAUAAAAUUCAAAGCACAGAAACAUCAUUUUUGCAAACAUGGCAUUUUAAAAACAACAUAUCAAGGAUUUAGCACUCGUGAUAAGUAAGUGCUUGGAAUUUGUCAUGACUGUUAGUUGGACACAUAGAGAAACGAGCACCUCGAGAUGAUUUGUGGCACAAAUGGUGUUUUAUCUUUCAAAUACACUUUGAGGCUGCAUGCUGAUGCUGCCGCUCUUCCAGCACACAUGUCGAAUGUAAAAGGAGGCUUGAUCUUGCAGUCCUGCUCAGCUCUCCGAUCUCUAUCUCUUAUAUUCCACCCCCUGUUAUCUUCUGCUCCUUAUCAGUAUCACCAUUUCUGUGCUUAAGAAGAUUUUCUGCACAAGGCAUUACAACAAAGCUUGGUAAACAAACCUGCAGUCACACAGCGCUGAUGGAAACCACCCCCCCCUCUCAGCUAGGUCAACACUGUAAAUGAACAUGGUGGCACAUGAUCGCACCAACAUUUUCAAGUAGGUCAUGACUGACGUGAAGUUCUCAUCUUUCAAACAGACAUAACAGGAUUGAUUGUUGUCUGGUUAUUUGACUUGAAGGGCAUUUGUACGUAUGAUUUGUCAUUUAAAUGGUACAAAAUGUGAAUUUUUGAAGGCAGAGAGAUACCACAGGAACAUGUCGCACAGAAAGGCAACUUAAAAGGUACAAUAAUGAAUUUAAUAAUGGCUUGAUCUUACAAAUAGUGGGAAAAAAAAUCUAGGCAGAGCAGAGGAAUUGAAAAGAUUGUAUAACAGCUGUGAUUUGAAGUUCUUCUCUGACCCUCAAACACUCAUCAGCCGAAGUCUAGACGCAGGGAAGUUCAGGAGAACUCAGGAGUGCCACUCAGCAGCUGAAAAGACAUUGUGUUUGUCAACAAGGUUCAAAACUCAGUUUUAAAGUGAACAUCAUUAGAGAGACGUCAGAGUGGUUUGAAAGAUUACAUUUCUGAGACCGAAAAUGCCGAUACGUCCGGCCAAGCUCCAUUUGCUGAGAAAGAAGGUGCAAUUUCGAGAACCUGACUGACCAAGAAAUAGACCUUGAGUUGAACUUAAGUACUUUAUGAAAUAAACUGUCUUUGGUGGAAUUUCCUGAUGAUCUUCACAGCACUUCAAAUACCAGCUGAGCCGAGAACAAACUUGUUUAAACAUUUUGGUUUAGGUAUGACGCUUAAGUGCCAUUUUACCGUGAAAUGACGAUGAGUCAUUACCUCACAAGAGCUAGCGGAUUUAUUUUUUAAGUUUCCACAGAAAAACCUCUUAAUUCAUGUUCGAGGAAUCUCAGCUCAUCAAAAACCUCCAUAAACACAAGGUCUGGACUCUCGAACAGGAUAUGAUCUUUUCUUCGUUUCUGUGUACCACACACACACACACACACACACACACACACACAAGCAUAGAUAUAUGUCAUUUGGGGCAACAGCAGCAACCUUUAACAUUAAAAAAAUGAAGCUGAUGCACAAGUGCAAAAAGAUGCAGUUCCUUAAGUGUCCACUUGGGGCUGUCCUCUAAAACAAAUCUGUACAAAUCGAGAAAAGUAUUGAAUUCCAAGGCCUUGCAUUUGAUCUACUACUCACUGAUUGUUCCCUAUAUAUCUUACUGUGUGGAACUGUGGGGAUCCACCUUUAAAACCACUAUAAAUUCAAUAAUAAAACUGCAAAAACGAGCUAUACGUAUUAUCAAUAAGACUGAUUAUUAUGAUCACACUUUUUCUAAAUUCUCAUGUUAUGAAAUUUUAUCAUCUGUUUUAUUAUAAAAUAAUGCAAAUUAUGUUUAGAGCAAAAUCAAAAAUGCUCCCUGACUCAAUACAGACUUUCUUUUUAAUUCAGGACAGUCCGUAUAAUUUCAGAUGAUUCCAAUGAUGCCAACAUAAAUCUAAAAACAUGUCAUUCUUUUUCGGUUUGUAAGAAAAUAGUUUGUAAAGCUAUUUUUGAAGCUUAUAAGUGCGAUUGAUUAUCUGUUGUUGUGGUUUCUUUGCUUUUCUGCAGGUCGGUAGCCUAAAAAGUUGACAACACAGGAUAGGCUUUUAUAAGCAGUCUGCUUCUGCCUUUUCAGUCAAUAUUCAACACAUGAUUCUUGAUUUUGUGAUUUUGUGUGAAAUGUCAAUAUUGUGUACAUUAUUUGGUGUUGUCAUGACUGAAUAAACGACUACUACUACUUGGGUUCCAUAUUUAAGACAGGGUUCCUACACAUUUGGAAUUUCCAAAGACAGUAUUUUAGAACUGUGGUAAUAGUCUGGAAACACAAAUAUUUUCUCAUACUUUAUUUUUCAUUUUCCAUGCUUUUUAAGACCUGAAAAUUGAUCAAAUUUAUUCCAUACUUUUCCAUAUUUUCCAUGCCUGCGUAGGAACCCUGUUAAGAGCUUUUCUUACUUUUCAGACUGGAACGAAACCAUUGUUGGUCUCUGUGAGUGGAUUUAAACACACAGGUGUGGCCUUUGUAGAGCUGCACCUCCUAAUGAACACAGGAGAUAUAUCCACUAUGGAAAUGUCAAUAUUUUAUUUUGUCACAAACUUAAACUUGUAUUCAUGAACAGGGAUGAUUAAAGGUACGAAGGCACUAAAAUGCCAGAGCUCAAAUAAGGAAUCGUAGUAAGAUUCCUGUUAGAAAGGCUUUUUAGAUAACGUUAUUUUUUUAGUAUAUCUCAUAUGGCAGCUGCUAAGCAUCUUCAAAAAAGUGAGUGAUGUUACUGAAACUAAUUCCACCUUUUAUUGUACGAUCUUAGGAUAUGAAAGAGGAGGCAGGAAUUUGGCUGGGUGAUUAGGAUGAAAAAUAAAAUAAUAAAUAAAGACAUGAGAGAAAACUCAAAACAGCAAAACUUCGCCAACUACCUCUAUCACAGAUGCAUCACGGGUCUUUUUUUUUUUUUUCCAGUUUUCAGUGUUUGUUCAGAAGUCUAGUCACAGCUUUGCUCCGGACAUACUGUGUAAUGAUUUUCCACUUGUGCUGUGCAGGUUGUGAUGCAGCUGGUGCGUCUGCUCCCCGACGGGCACAGGAUGAAGCGGGAGGUAGACAUGGCCCUAGACUCCGUAAGCGAGACCAUGACCCCCAUGCACUACCACCUGAGGGAGAUCAUCAUCUGCACAUACAGACAGGUACGGCACAGCUCCCCUGCGGUCAUCAUUACCUGCUCUGUUGGACAAGGCGCAGGGGGAUAAUAACAGAUCAUUCACAGGUCAAAGGUCAGGCAGGGGGAACAAUGGAGAAAAUGAAGAAGAGGAUUAGAUGAUUGAAAUGAAAAGUCAGUUUGUUCUUGUCUGUCUUUAAGGGGGACAGCUUAAUCUAAACCUUUUUUUUUGCUUUAAAGCUUUUUAGGAGGAUUUAUCAUUUAAAAAAUAAAUAUAUUUAGUUGAUACACAUUCAGAAUAACCCCGACACGCGUUCCUCAUGAGUGUAAAUCCACUCAAAACAAAUCCCGCUCACUAAUGAAUCCGUCUUCUUCAUGCAGGGGCACAGACUUCACGGUACUUUAGGGUUUAGAUGCAGUAACUCUAGGGUCCUAUAGAUGGCGUCAAGCACUUGUUCACAUCAUUCACCGCCACGUUAUGGAUCUCUGAGUCAUGAAUGAGUGUGAAAAACGAUUGAGAUGCCACUGUUCUCAUUUCUUAUAGUCCUUCAGGUGUGAGUGGAGGGAAUGUGAAGUGGAAAAAAAACACUAUUGUUGUUUAUGUUUUAUUGUGUCUUUUCGAUGUUAAAUAGCUUGACAGACCGGUUACAGCUGCUUUUUUCUCAACAGUGUUUUUUAACUGAAUUUAUUGGAUUUCCUGCAUGUUUGUGCGUUUUUAUCCUGCUGUGGAAAAGCUAUAAAUAAGUCAACAAAAGCAGCAUCAGCUCCAUCUGUCAGAGGUUUCUUUUGCUUAUUCAGCUAUCCUGCGUUUCAAACAAAGCAUAAAUAGAACAAAGUCAGCUUAUUUGGCCGAUCUAGACAAGGUCUCUCCUGAUGGACCGAGGCUCUGUUUUAGCCAUUUGUAAUGCAGACUGUAAUCAUUGUGCCUCUGUGCACCGUUAGCCGGUCUCAGCGUGCUGGAGGCACCCGGUCCUGUCUCCGCUCUAUCAAUGGGCCUCAUUGUCCUGUGAACCUUGUCUUUUUGCCUAUACCCCCUCUCCCUCUCUGGUUCACUCUCCGUCUGUCACUUUCUGAUGCUGGGUUCCAGGAAAAGGCUCACUAUCAGCUUUCCUCUCUAAUUAAUUAGCUCAUUGGCAGAAGCAGGAACAAAAUAUUUCAAUUUAUUGUAUUGAGAAGUAAAAAGUACUCUCUCAUACCUUGUUUUCAUUUUUAAAACUCCUGUGAGGUUUUUUUUUUAAUCCUUGGCACGAAAGAGACGAAAAAAAACACUGACGCCUCUUUUUGACCGAUAAAAGCGAAUGAAACCAUCAGUGACAGGAUCGCUCACUUCUAUAGUUGUCAGUAAUAGCAAGACCUGUUAGUGGGGGGUGGGUGUCAGUUGAUAUGACAAACUACAAUGGUUCUAUUUAUGUUUUCUACUGCAGAGACUUUCUAUAAGUGAUACAUUUCAGAAAUGGAUAAAAGGCACUGCUGUGUCCACAGGGGGCGCCACAAUCAAAACAAGCUUAGAGUUUCUUACAGGAGCUUUAAUGGGCAUAAUUCGUAGUAGUAUAAAUGACACAAGAGCCUUAAAAGUUUUACAAGAAACCUCCUUGAUGGGUUGAUAUUUGAAGGUCUGCAACCUCGAAUUUCCACCGCAUCCGGAACGGCUCAGAUCCGGAAUGGCAGCCAAUUCCUACUGGAUCUGUUGGUGGGGCGAAUUUCGUGGCGGAUUACGGACAGCGGUAAUCGCAAGAACUCACAAGGACCCGCGGAUUCAAAUGCAAUAGUGCGAUAACAACUUGUCUCUAUAAAGACAGCCACAUAGGCUAACCAUGUAAGCCGUAGAUUGUGUCCUUCCAUAGGAGGAAAAUCUACUUCUAGAAUUAUAAAAUCAGCAUCACCUCAUUCAGACUUCCUUUCCAGCACGGGUUAAUCUGUGCUGAAUAUAUCCGGCAUGCUCCGGCGUCCGGAAAAAAUAGAACUCUCGCGAAGUCUGGCGAUCCACAGCGGAACGGCAAGAAGCCGGUGGAAAUUGACACAUAAACUCGAAUGGGUACAAUCAGCUGCGAUAGGCAGAUACAGCCUAUUCAUAGCCGUUCCAUAUUCGACGGAAAUUGGGGGUAAGAUAGCGGUGGAAACCAGUAUGUGCUUUUGUCGCUAAUAUUGGAUUCUUCUAUUGGUUUGAUUUGCUGAUAAAGUUUGUGGCUUUAAUAAACAUCUCUGCAUAUUUAGAGGAGCGUGAUGGAGGAACAUCACGAGUAACAUAUAUGUGGUCUCUCCUGUCGGUGUUUCAGUGCACACUCUUAUGAAAAGCACGAUCAAUGCCUCCACAUGCUGUUUAUAACAGAGGGGAAGCUAAACAACAUGGACUUUUUUUUUUAUUACACAUUAGUUUUAUGGAAGUUCAUUUUUAGUUUUGCUCUCUUAAGGGCGCAGCUGGUUGGACUGACAGGCGGGCACAUAGUCAGCAGUCAGUUGAUGUCAUCUAAAAUUUAGCGAGAUUUUUUUGGGGGAACAGAGAAAAUGGAGACAAAUUAUGACAAGCUUUUCUGUCUUUAACAGACACUCCAGUUCACACUCUGACUCCCCACUUUGACUAAAGAGUCUGACUGAGGAGUUUCCUUGUACGCCUCAUUAGACUUCUUUUAAUUUUUUUUUCCACAUUGUACAUCAUAAGUGCUGAUAGAGCUGAAAGCCAAAACCGGUUCAAAAGACCCGAACUGUCAUAAAUAAACUAAAUUAUCUUAUGAGUCUGCAUCAGUGGACCCAGGUUGGCACUGUGUUCCCCUUUCAGCCUCUCUUUUCCUGCCUGAACCAGCAGGCCAGGUGAUAAACAGUGCCAGAUGUUGCCGGCAGGCAGCGGCAGACGAGAGAGGGGGGGAGAAAAAGGGGGGUAAAAGAGGGGAAACAUUCACCCUCUCUCUCUCUCUCUCUCUCUCUCUCUCUCUCUCUCUCACUCUUUCGUCUGGUAGCCCUCCCCCCACCUCCUCCUCUUUGACAGUGGUUGGAAAAUGUGUCUUUGAUAGAGAAAAAAUAUAUUUACACUGGGACCCGAACCCUCCGCCAGCUCCCAGAGGAGCCUGAGGAAGGCGGGUGGAAGGGGAGGGUGGUGGGGUUUUUUUGAGGGGUAGGGAUGGGUCCUCCUUGAAGGGCCUGUAAAUCCCUCCUGCCAACCAGGCGUGAGUGAGCAUUGCAGAUGUAUCCUCCAACAUCAGAGCCAGUACAGUACUGGAGAGGGCAUAUCCUCAGUCCACGGAGAAUAAGUUUCUGGGGUUUGUUUUUCACAGGUGACCCUUUGUGAGAAAUAAUCACACCAGACACUCUUUAAGAUGAUAUUUACUUUUAGUUUUGAGCUUUUGUAGAUGUGUUUCAUUCAUAUGGAGCAGAAUUCAGACUUCUUGCUAUAGAAAAUGUCCUUGCAGAAAGUCUUUUUGUUUCUCUCGACAACCAGACUUUGCAUCAUUUUAUUUGGGCGUGUGCGUUUCAGCUACAUUUCUCAUAUCCAUCUUUUUUUUUAAACUCAGGUGGUGAAAGAAGCCGAAAGCAACGAGAAAGAGUGAAUGAACUGUGAACGAUGCUAUGUGUGUGCAUAUGUGUGUGUGAGUCCAAAGAAAGGCCCUCAUGGUCUGGACGGGGCAGUGGAAAAAUAUUUUCGGAAAGAGGAGAAUGCAGCGAGCAGGUUUUCUUGAGGCAAAGGUAGUGGACGUCUAAAGGGGAGAGGAAUCGGGGGCAGAAGGGACCACCACAGCUCUGACAGUCAGAUACAGUUAAGCAAGAACGAGAAUUAAGAUACCAGUGAUGUGAAAGAUUUUGUUGACGAUUCACAUGUACCUCCACAGAGCCGUUUAUCCCCUCUCCCUUUAAAUUCGCGCAUUAGAAGUUUUCUUCUCAAUUAGGAUGACCACUUGACAUAAGUGGGCCAAUUACAAGAUAGAGUAGGUGACAGCCAGAGGAAAUGUUGGCAGGAAAAUGAGCCCACCUGAAGCAAAAGACAGGUUCUUCUUCUUCUUCGCCUCCUUGCCUGGAGUGCACAUUGCCUCACAGCUUGUGAACAGAGGCUCUUAUUUAGAGCCCAGCACGGAGUGGGAAGGGGGUGAAAGCGGGAGCCUGGAGGUUGUUGUUUUUAUUCAGAAUUUCCAGCGUCUCACAUGCCAAUGCCAAUAGCUGUAUUUACCGCGGCCGUCUACGAAGUGAUUUAUUUUGACUGAAGGGCAUCUGAGCAGGUGCAUGCAGCUGAGCCACUUGGACAUGAUGUACAGUACCUGCAUAAAGUAAAGAGCUGUGAUGCUUGAGCAUGUAUGUAGUUUGUGUGUAUGAGGGUCCACAGACAUAGGGGUAAAUAAGGCACAUCCAGAGCUUUCUACUUUCUACACUUUCUACACUUUCUACACUUUCUACUCAGGGGUUCAUUUAUUUUUAGGGAGUUUCCACUUAAUAAAGAACAUCAAAUGAAGCUAUCCCACUGCGAUUGUAUUUUUAUUCGUUAUUUAAAGUGUUCUCAGCGGUCUUUAAAUUGUGAUUAAGAAGUUUUUAAGCCAAAAUCACGUUACAUGUGUCAUUUUCAAGGGCUGUUCUUCUUCAGAGCUCAAGGAGUAAUUCGCCUCCGAGUCAUGGGCCGAGAUAGCGCAGCUCUGAAACCUCCUCUUCAUUGCAGCUGCAGCAGAAGUGGCGGGUUAUGUAGAAGCCUCUCAACUCUUGGACAUGUCUUUGGGGUCAUGAUGAAAGCGAAUGUCAUAGUUAGCUUUCUUAUGAGCAUUGUAAUCUGCUACUGCAGGGUUAGAAAUACUCAUGUAUUGAGUAUUCUCAUGAUAUGUCCUCUAGCAUCAGAAAAAACGUGAUUUUCGGCAGCAUGGGUCUUUAAAUCCUCCAGUGAUUGUGCUCUCUCUGUGUUCUGAUAUGACUUCUCACCUCUAUUGAUGCUAACAGCAUGUAUUUAUUCAGGUUUUUGUUCUUUGUUUAGACACUGAACAGCAGUAUGUAAUUCCUGCCGUAUCAGUUGAGUGGAUGAUUAUUUAAAUGACAGGUUUCUCGCCGUCAGCGGGAAAAUCACUCUAAAAAUACGAUUAACGUCUUAGCAAGUCGAGAUUUCACACUGUUUUUUGGGGUCGUGUGUCGCAGGAUGUAAUUUCACAGUGCACCUUUAACCAGAAGAGAGAAGCUAAUCAGUGAAACCACCCGAUGCGCUGCCUCGUGUGAUCGCUGUUUACGUGGUGAACGGCUCAAACCCCCCUAAAUUAUAAUCAUACCCUGACUACUUAGUAUUCAAACUUUAGUUUCCUCCACAGUCAAAUUCAGAGUUAAAGUACUAUGAAGCACUCAUUUGCAUUUUUGCACCCCAGGCGGUCCCACCUAUCAGCUGAUAUUCAACAUCAAUAACUCUCCACAAUCAGGACAGCUGUGCACAUGCUGCGUCUGACCUUGGAGUUUGCUGAUUGUUAAGUGAACGUUUACUAGUAUUAAUUUACUUCUUGCGGUACACCUCAGUACAGUCACUUUCAAAGUACCGCAAAAUGACUAUCAACUGUAUCAACACCUUUCAAGUGCAAAAACUAGAUAACUUAUAAAUUGCUUUAUAGUCUGCCAGGAAUGUGUCUGAGGGCAGCCAGCUUUUAAUGAACCCACUUGUUGUUGGCGCAGCUCACAAAGAAUCAGCCGGAAGUCGCCGUAGGCUGCAGUGAGUCAUUUGAUUAUAUGGAAGAAUUUUUGAUUGAGUUGUUUUCAUAAGUUUUUCUCAGUAUUAACAGGCCUGAGCUAAUUAGUGUUCUUGUAGCAUAUGUUAACGACAUGUUGAGACGAGCUUUUUUAAUAGCUCACGUGAAGAGAAACGAGAUGUGCUCAGUUUAGUACGCUAAGGCUGAUUGCAACCAAAACUUAGGAUGACCGAUGCUAAACACGAAUGCAAAAGAUUAAAUGUCUUUUCUCUGACAGGUCAGCACCAGAUUUUCUUGUUAGUUAAACAAAUGGUUAAAGGUCCUUAAACACAUUGGGAGCAUUUUUUCGUGCGGUUAUUUUGGACGUCAAUAUUUCUUUUCGAACCCGUAUCCUGUCAAUAUUAGCGUUCACAUAAGCGACGUUUUCCCGUCCUGCGAUAUUGCAGCAUUUAUUUUUUCGUAUCACGGUCGAAUUUUCUAAAGUUUUGCAUACUGACCAGAUUUCGUGUUGUUGCGACAUCAGAUUCACCGGUAUAUCCAACAUGGUCGACUGGCUGAUUGUUUACGUGUCGGUGAACAGAGUGCUGUUGUGUCAGUCUUCUUGCUUCCACCCGGGAUGCAUUUUGUUCCCCCCGGAAAGUCGCAUUGUGCUUGGUGUGUAUAGUCAGGCGCGUAAAAAUUCGCCUCUGAAUAUUUCAGAGUUUUGUGUAGUAUAUUUGUGUUGUUCCCGGUGAGUCAGGACCUUAACAAAGAAAUAAUUAAGAAAUAAUUGUCCUCAAUGCUUUGAAACAAGCAAAGAAGAGAUUACGAGCAGUAUGAUGUGAUCCUUUGUCUCAUACCACACAGGAACUGCUUCAAGGAGUGGCAUAAACAACUGUAAAUGGUAAAAAAAAAACACCUGGAAGAAUUAGUCUAAAUAUGUAAAUAGUUUCUGUUGUGUGUUUGUUCCAAUCCCAAUAUUUCUUCUCCUGGUAGCCAAGACUUGGGAGAAUGAUGUGCAGGUGAGAAAAGGCUUGGUCACUGUAGAUUUAUGUGUUUUUUGUGCGAAGUACUGUUGGUAUCAAUUUCCGUUUUUGUUUUUUGGUUGACUUUGAUGGUUCUGAAUCUACUGUCAUAUUCAUUUUACACAAUUUUUGCACCCAUGAACUGACAGCUGAGGUUGUCCUGAAAAAAAGAUGUGUAUAUAUUUGCUGUGCUUGAAAGGAUAGAGUUGCUUCAUUGAUUUUUACAAAAUUAAACCAUGUGGACCAAAAAUGGUAAAAUAUAGCUGGUAGUUCUAAGGGUUAAUAUUUUUACCAUGGUAGGCUCUUAAAUGCUGGUCAUAUGUUGUCCAAGCUGUAGCGUAGCCACCCUCCACUAUCUAGGGUUGUGGCCCUCUUUAAUGGUUACUUUCUUUUUGAGGUAUCCAUCUCUCAUAUUCACCGUCAUACCGGCUGAUCACUCCAGGAAUGGUUCCUCUUUUACCCUGGAUAACUGAACUGCCCUGGCCUGCCCUUUGCCCUGACCUUCCCCAGCCCCCACCCCCCUUCUUAACCACUGGCCCCAGGACUGAGCCAAGCACUGCACAGAGGGCCUGCACAUUUCCUGCUCUGACACACUAAACCUGUCAUUGCCCCACGGCCCACAGACCAGGAAUAACCACUCUCGAAACCAUGCAUGAGUGUUAAAACAUGCCCCCAGUAGCUGUGGUCGUGGUAUAUCACAGAUCCUGCUAAGCCCCAAAUCAUUUCACCGGGAAAAGGUCCACCUUUUUUUGUCUAAGCUUUCACACCAGCUUUAGCUGCUGGCAGUGUACAAAUACCCACGGGAAAACAACCCUAGUCGGGAAGUCACUUAAAUGCCAACCAUGUGGGAUAUGCAGGAGUCGUGCCUGGGUUGCAUUGCCCCAGGAAUUGCACUUUCACAACACCCCAGCAGGGAAGCCGUCUUUCAUACAUGAAGACAGUUGAGCAACAGAUGAAUCCCGUGUUAACGAUGCCAUAAUUACUCCCAAAGUGCUAACAGCUCACACGCCCAGCAGGAACACUGAUGGGCCUUGUCAUGUGUGUUUUUCUUUGGCUGUUCUGCGCCUCACUAUAGACGAUCACAAAUCAACCCACAGUGGCCUCUCUUUGUACUUUUUCAUUUUUUUAAUAACAAAAAUGAUACAAAUUUGAACAUGUUACUGAUAAAAUAUUAGACUAAAAGGAACAGAAAAAAACCCACUUUGUGUCUGUUUUCUUCAAUUUGCUUGAUGUCCCUUUCACUCAGCUUCUUCUGUCUAUAAACAGCUUCCCCUCUAGUUUUUAGGCAUUUUUCUCCUCUUGACUACUUUUCUCCGCUGCUUAUUAACCUCAGAUCCAAAGUUUUGUGCUUUUUGAAUAGAUCAGUAGUAAAAUGAUUCCUGACGUAGUUUACCAAUGUUGUUUGAAACUGAUGGUUUUGCCACCUCGACGUGAAAUCAUAACCUGAAUUAACGUAUCAAACUCAUUUAGGUGAUCUCAUAUGAUGUGUGAUCUAGUUAUCCCUGGCAUUGCUUUUGUUAUUCAGCAUUUUAACCUGGUUUCAACCAAUCAGAAUCAAGUAUUUCACCUAGCACGAAAGCCUGAUGACAGAUGAAGAAUAAUCCAUUUCUUGUCAAAGUUCUCUCCGGCUAUUGUGAAUCACAAAGAAGCUGUCAUUCAGAAAAGAAAAUUCAUCAUCAUUAGCUAAAACUCCUCAAUUAAGCUUUCAUUAAUUCCUAAACAUGCAUAUUUUUGAUGGCCCAACAAAAAAUAAAUAAACAGCUUCAAGCAAAUGUUACAGCAGCUUUUGGCUGAGUUUUAAAUGUCAGGAACAACGUACAUGCUUCUGCUAAUGAAGUUUUCCCCAAGUGUAUGCGAACAAAAUGCCACCCUGAUUAAUUAAGUGAGAAGAAGGUGGCCAUCAAAUCUACUGUAUAUUACCAUGUUUACCAUGGUUGUCAUGAACAUUUAAGAUCAAAUAAAAGAUCCCAUGAUCCAGCAAGAAUAAUCAACUCAGUCUCAGAUUCUCUGUGUUUCGUUUUUAUUUACCUUUUUUGUCUCAUUUUAUUUAAAAAACAUAUUUUAAUAUAAACAAAGUUUUGUUGUUGUUCGUUUUCCUUGGACAUAUUUAUAGAGCCAAAAUAUACCAUACAAGGUUAAUUCCCAAAAACUUACUUAUAGCAGGUGGAGAUGAAUGUUACCAGGUGGUGUGAGCUCGCUCAGUCAUGAAACUUUCAGAAAACUAAUGUGAUCGUAACUUUUAUGCAUUUGCUGUAUUUUUUAAAGUGAAGGAGGCAUUAAAGGAUUUAAAACGUCUUUUUUUUAGUGUGCUGCCAUUGUUUAUUACCAAUCUAUCAACUCAAAACUACAACUGGAGGGGUGUUGUCAUGUCAAGUGCGUAAGCUGCCUUUUUUAUUCAGACCUGGUCUAGCCUUGACUCCAAAAGUUGUGCCCCCCUGCCCACAUUUUCUGCAUGCCUUUACUGGAUCUGGAUCUGGCUUGUUCAUUUGGGUCUCUCAGACUGGGAUGCAGCAGUUUUUGAAGAAAAUAUGUCAAUGAAUCAAUGCAAUAUCCCCCCAGGAACAGGGUUUCAGUGACGCUGCUAUAGCAAAUAAACAACAUAGUUACAAGUCUGGAGUGCAGACAGCAACAACUCUAAAGCUCUGGUUUUCUGACAUCAACACUCAAACUAUCAACACAUUUCCUUUUCAUGAACCUCCAGCAUCAAUAUGAUGGUUCAGGGUAAAAUUUGAUUCCAGCAACUCCAGCAGGUUUUGGAUUAUUGAAUGUUUGAUUAGUUGUAGCUGGAGGAUACACCGUUUUAAUGCCCCACCGUUGGAUUUGCUUGUAGAAAAUAUUUUGAUAGCUCAGUAGAUGAUUGAUCCUCAGUGGGAGUCUCCGUGUGCGCUGUUGCCAGGCAUGUGCACGUACAGAAUGUACCAUAAUGCGUGUGGUUAAUGUGGGCAGAUAUUCCAGUCUCUGUGUAGGCUAAGUUGAUGAGCCCUGUCUCCUCGUGUGGCUUUUUCUAAUCUCUGCACACCAGACACGUGAUGUGUUUCUGCAAGCCUUUUUGUUCAAGGCAUUGGCCUUCUCCACUCAAAUGCCUAUUGACCAUUAGUGAUGAAGAAGUACAUUCCUUCUCUUGUUCCUCAUGUUUUUGGUAAUUUUAGAGACUUAUUCUUGUUAAAGAUACCAUCUGAUGGCAGAGUAGAGCUAUUUGAUAUUCAGUUUUGUUAUGAAAUAAAAGUUAAAUCCAUGUUCAGACAGAGAUUAGAAUCUUGAAUAUUUUACCUGUGACGUAAUGAAAGGAGGUCUGAAAGUUUCAAGCCUUUUGCCGGUUGUUCAGACCGGCAGAUCUGUGUUUACAGAGUGUAGAUCGACACAGAUCGCUUCUUAAAUCCACCUCAACCUUGCCUCCGUGAUUUAAUCAGCGUAGUGUGGCUGAGCGACUGGAAAAAGACAGACGUAGGAUUGCAAUCUGUGGAAACCAUUAACAUAAAGGCAUCUCCUGUAGCCCCCUCUCACUGGCUUCUCCUGGGCUUCUUUUUAAAAAGCUGUUUUAGGGCACCAUCUUGAUCCAUAUAGAUCAUUUCUGCAGCUUGAAGCCAGAUGAUGUCCAAGUUAAACUUUUCUUCUUCUUGCCAACCUGGCAGGCAGCACACUGGGUGGAUGGAUUUUCAGGUUGGUUAAUGUUAUUUUUAAAAGCCUGGGUUUGUAAAAAAAGUAAACAAUAAAUAAAACAUUUUAAAAAAGAAAAUGAAAAACGUAAGAUGAAAUGUUGGCAUUCAAUACUAUAGAAAGUUAUAUAGAAAUCCAUCAGUGAAAAUAAUCACUCACCUUUCAAAAUCGGAGCAACACAGCUUGAUACUUCAGAAUCUGAAAUGGGAAAUAGUGAAACUGCAGAGUUUUCUGAUGGCCUGAGACGACCGAUACAAAAAAUUGCUUUAAACUUGUGUUUGCACGCCUGAGGGUAUGAUUAAGUAGGCAGAGAUGCUUAUUAAGAUAUGUACUAAUUCACACUGAAAUUCUUUUUCUUGACAGAAGAAAAUUAAUGAUUAGCUCUGACUCUUUAAAUGUCACCUCUUGUUUUUAACAAAGAACUGCAGCGCUCCUAUGGAAACGUGAUUUUCUUCCUUAGUUGUCUCAUGCUAAUGUGAGAAUUGCGUUUUUGAAUGAAACGUAUUAAAAACUUACUUGUUUUUUUGUUUUGCAUUAACGUUCAUGAUUACAAAUCUUCCAAAUAUUCUAUGUUGUUUGAAAAUGAAAUAGAUUGGGACAAUUAAUGGAAAAACAGUCAUUGUUCCUCUUACCCAGAGUCCUGUAUGUUUCAAGAUAACACAGCUGAGAUACCAAACCAUAUUUUUAAUGAAGGUUAUCAUACCAUCAGAAUCUCAUUCUAACCCAUGACUAGUAAAGAGCAUAUCAUAAAGUUAAGUUGAAGCAGUAACUCCAGCUACAGUUAUUGAUAUGCCAUUAGUAAGCGGUCUCCUACUUGAGGAAAGGUUGGUCAUCAAGUGCUUCAAAUCCAAUAUUUUUGUCUCUGGCAAACUUUCUACAUUUCUUAAAUCAGCACUACAGUACUCACCGCUUUUUGAAAAAAGGGGACUAGAGCACAAACCAGUUUAUCUAUGACUACAUGUCAACAUCAGAAAAAAAUUAUAUGACUAAUUUUUAAAGUUUGUCCACAGCAUCAUUCAUUUUGCUAGAAGAGGCGGGGUUUAUGACCUAUACUGCAACCAGUCACCAGGGGGUGCUGUUCUCACAGAGGCUUCAACUAGCAAGAAGGCAUAUGACGUCCCUUCUAUAAACAGUCUUUGAUAAAAACAAACACUGGUUUAUGCUCUUUCAUUACUUUGUCGGGGCGGCGUUUUUUCAACUUUAUGUUUAAUGGUGAAUCCCACACUGCCCCCUACUGUGCUGGAAUGGGUCAACUUGUUAAUAAACGAAUGAAAGCGAUCAGAAGAUUUAUUUGAUGUUAUGGCAUCUUUUUGAUAAAAAAAGUUUUUAAAAAGUGAUCGAAUAUUCCCUUUAUUGUCCUGAUAUAUCAUACAGCCAUUGAAAGCUGCAUUAAAGUUUAGUAAGUAUGUAAAAUAAUUAUAAAAUGAAGAAGCAGUUUGAGUUAAAAAAUCAUAGCAAGAAGUUUGAGAGUAUCAUCAAACUUUAUCAAACUUUAUUUAUAUAGCACCUUUCAUGCUUUUAAGCUGCAACACAAAGUGCUUUACAAAGAGGUAAAAACAAACAAGGAUUUGAUUACUCAAACCAAGAUAACCUUAAGAGUGGUGCAAGUCUUUAUUUUCACAUUUGGAAUUGAAAGCUUUAGUAGACUCAGGCUGUUUGCCGCAGUACACUUCAAGAUAACAAAGCCUGGAUAAAAGCACUUUGCUGACGUGUGCUUUUUACACUUUUCUAUGUACGUUUUUCACACAUGAAGGAGAAAAGUUGUUAAUGUAACUUUUUAUAUGCUGAAAAUAACUCUGUUCUAAGAAGCAUGGUAGAAAAACAGCAGGUGUAUUUGCGUGCUUAUGUGUCUUGCUGUGUUUAAGGACUGCUGUUUGUUAUACAGACAGAUAAAAAGUGUGUUUGUUAUGAAAAGUACUACUAAGAUGCCAAGUAUAGGAUAGCAGCUGCGAGAAUAUUCAUGAGUAAUCAAAUCCUUUUAUGUUAAGAGCUGUAAUGGAAAGCAAUUUAAAUAUCAGGUCAGGCAGAUUAUGGGCACAUCUUAGGGGAAUGAAUUAAGUCAUUUUCGAGGAACUCGUUGAUCUUUUUGUGUGCAAUCCGUGCACAGAGCCAAGGCAGCGGUUUCCCACCAUUCCACUGAAUGUGGCAAGAAAUGUGGCGAUGCAUCAAAAAAUGCAGAGAGGGAGACUCCAUACUGGUAAACAUGAUUAUAAACAUUACCAGAUUUAAAAGCCAGCGUCCUUCACUUUGGAUCAAUUCAAAGAUCAAAUCAUUUAUCUUAUAGACAGUUUUCAUCUGAAAUCCAUCAUGUUGUACUUGCGUUUGAGUUGUCUGUACAUUGAGUCUUGGAGCCAUGUGUAGGCCGCCUGUCCACUGUGGACAGGUCAGGGUUUGGUUUAGGAUUUAGGUGGGAGGCGUUCUUGCGGAGUCGGAUGAAUAGCUGCUUGUGCAAACCUGGGUGGGACGGACCAAUAUGGAUUGGCCUUUUUACCUCGGCAACCCCAUCAGCUGGUAAUUGGCACCAUAUGUCAAGCAGAUGGAUUCCUGUGUAAUGUGCACGCCUUUAGUUCAGCCCACAUGAGCUUGCAGAAAGGUCGACCUGUGACACUUGCCCGUCGCCACCAAGAACUCUGGUGAUCUCACCAACAGCUAUAUGAUCUUUUUAUUUAUAGAUGCAGCACAUACACAUUAUACACUUUUGCAAACUUCUAGCACUGACAUUUUUACAAGUCUGAUAAAACUAUAGUCAGCUAUUUACCGCAAUUCUAUAUGGAUGCUAUCAAAAAAAUUAACGUUUUUACCACAUUGUCAACAAGAAGAGGUGAAAUUGUUUAAAAGUGCUGGACUACUUUCACAAAUUUCUGUGUAAUCUGGUUAUCUCUUAUUAUUCAGAAUUAAUAUAUGUUGUUGUUUGGUUAUGACCAAUCAGUAUCGAGUUACGUUACACAGGUGGGUGUUGUGAAUCAAACCGGAGCUUGCUGUUUGAGGCAUAAUGCUGCGUUCCAGUUGUACCCGGAAGUCGGAAUUUUCGAGCUCCGAGUCGGAAAUUGACAACAAUGUCAUAUUCUAAGAUGGUAGCGCAGUGCAUCAACAGUAAAGAGUAACAGUUAAACCUCUCAUAAUGUAUUAUUUAUUAGCACUUCUAUUUUUUUUGUGUGAAAUUAAAUAAGUGGUAUAUGUUGUACUGCCCAACGUCUAACUGUGAACACAGUGCUAUAGUGUUUGUAAGAGUAAAAUACUGUGUUAUGCGUUGUUUACAACUGGUAUUGCUAACAACAACAAAUGACCGCUGACAACAGCUAACAACAGCUAACAAUUGCAGACAACAGCUAAUAAUGGGUAACUGUAGGCGUCCAUCUUGGUUUUCCGACUUGUCUACUGGAAUGCCGUUAACUUGAGUGUAACGUCAUCCCCAGCUACUACAUCCGACUUCCGAGGUAACUGGAACGCAGCGUAACUACUGUCAUUACUGUCAUUUCAGUUACAUCUGAUCUUACUUAGUUAAUCUACUACUAAUGUCUGGGAGGAUGUUGCUGUAUUCAGGUCCAUGAAAAUGGACUCAGAUAUAAUGGAUAAACAAACAAAACAACAGUUCAGACAAGCAUAUAGUGCUUUACUGACCCCAUACUCUGAUAAAUCUCACAUUCCCUGAAGUCUUUUAUCUUUGACUCUUUGGUGUUAGAGGUGAGAGACCAUCUAAUAGUCUCUGGUUUUUAUUAAUUAGUUAAUUUCAUUUACUGUAGGCUGACAUUGCCCCCAGCUUUACAUAGAGGUCUCGUAUUUCCUCAACAUAUGGGACCCUUCUUUGCCAAACCUCCUGACAUGAGGUACACCCUGUUUACACAAGAUAGACGCACGAGACAGGCAGUAUGUCUCAGAAAUGGUAGGUGUUUAUCUUUAAUAUACCUUCACCUGCAGGCUGCAGGCUGUGACGCUUAUCCGGGGGAUUAUUGUGAACUCUUGUUUGAACCUUCGUCUUUGAUUUCAGAGGCAGAAACUACAAACCGCCAACAGCUUGCCCUGGGCGAGAUUGUACACAGACAUUGAAUGCAAUUAUGUUGUUUUCCACCAAGUGUGUAUGCUCUUCUUACAUUGAUUUUUUUUCUAUUACCCCUCACUUCAUAGAGAAUGACGAGUGAGUUUGAUGCUUGAACCAAAAGUGGUUGUACCGAUUAUUUUCAUGAACUCCUUUGUUCAUUUCACUCAAUACAGCUAAGUAUGUAUGAGCUCUAACAUUAUUUGCCAGUAUGCUUGCCAUAUUAACUUAAAUGUUAACAGGAUGUGGUUUUUAGACCUUUUUUUUUUUCUCCUGAAACUUCUAAAAGUUUCUCAGUAGCUGCUUUUCCAUGGGAGUUGUUUUGCUAAAACUGUUUGUGCUUUUUGAUGAUAUUGAAUAAAGGUUUGCGGCUCAGAUGUGGUGAAAGAUGCUUUGAGGCUGCUUUGACUUACUUUACCAAAAGUUCAACCUCAUGCUGGUUCCAAAAAAUCAAAUUGUGUUUCCAAAACCGAUGUGUAUUAGCAACAGGAAAACAGACCCCCACUUCUCUUCUGUUCUCUCUGCGUCUUUCUCAGUACCGGCGGACAAAACAACACAAGAUACUUUCUUUUAAAUUUCACAUUUAACUUAUCAAAAGUUAAAGCAAAGUAUGAGGGAAAGUUUUCUUUAACAUUUCUUCAAACAAACUGUAGUCUUGUUAGGGAAAACGCUUGAUCUGUUUUGGCCUCAUAUGAAGCCAAAACCAGAGGAUCAAUAGCGCAACUCAGCAUGACGACGAGAAGAAAGAGAGAAACCGCUAAUUGAGCUGCGUUUGAUGAUAACUUUCGGGACUUCUAGCUAAAUCUGAACCCUUUGAAAGGUCACAAUUGAACCAUUUCAGUAUCAUUUAUUGUAUUUGUGAAGAUUAAUUGGAAAGAAGGCAAGGAAAGAGGAUUUUAGUGAUGAUUUUAGAUGAUCUUUAGUGUUAAAUCCACACACACAAAGAAAAAAGGAAAAUGAGCAGCACAUAACCUCCAGGUAAACCUCGGCUUGUUGUUUAUAUUUUGGCUUUGUCUGGAUAAACCAAUAGGAUAUAACAUGUUCAUUUUUGAGCUUUAGAGUUCUGGGAAGGCAUGUUUUUGUUAUUUUUGGACUGAUCCAGGCAGGCUGUUUUCCCUCUAUUUUUAACCUACGCUAAGCUAGGCUAAUCACCUUGACUAUGGCCUCAACUUUAUAUUGUACUGUAAGAUAUGACAGCUGUAUCAAUACUCAUGUAUAAAGACCCAAAACGAGGGUAGUUACUUAUAGAUUUUUAGUACACACACACACUUAAGUUGCAGCAUAUAUCUGUCAGGAAUACGCCACACAAACAAACAUGACAUUUCCACUCAGCGGCAACAACAACACAUGUUUUUUCAGUGAUAACAUACUGUCCUCUCCGCUCCUCUGUCUUACACAUUGUCCUCGCUCACAGCUCCAGCAUUCCUGCGCUCUCUCGAUAAAGGUAUGUGGUCUGUUUUUUGGCCUGACUCCCAUCUUCCUCGGAUCCAUACAGGAGGCUUAGGAGGUUCAUCAUCGCACCUCUGGGUUUGGUUUUCACCUUUCGCCGGUCACUUCUUUUGUUCUUAAAGGCCACUAAAGAUGAGAGAAUACCCUUUCCUCACUGAACAGUGAAUUUUUUCUUUUAUUUGUUAAAGUUUGUGACAUUUUACAAGGGAUUUUAAUUUUCCUUGAUGCACACAAAGACAUGAUUUGUUCUCGUCUUUUCCCCUUUUAUACUUUUCAAAACAAAACAGAGGGAAUUAGAUAUGCGUAUCACCACUUAGAUGGAUUUGUAGCACUUAAAAAAUGUAAUCCAAGCAAAUCCAAAGCUCUCAUGGCUGUCUCCCCCGACAUGGAAUGGAAAUACUCCACUCAGUUCCUUCACCGCAUCUUCCUUAACAUUGUUUUGUGGAGGAAUUUCUGCACGAGAGGCUGCUCAACCACACAUGGCUCAGUCUCCUGCAGACAGACAGACAGAUGGCAGCCACAGAAUUAGGAUUCUGCAGCUUGUCGAGGUGUGAAUUAUGUAAUCUCUGCAAACCGAUCGGAGCAUUUGUGUCCUCUGAGCCAAGUAUUUGGUUAUUGCUUGUGCACAGACAGCUGCCAGGCUUUGGCACAGCAGGUUUUUUUUUAGGCUAUGAGUUGAAAACGCUGAAAAAAAGCCCCAUGGGGUAGCAGGGCACACAGGGUGAUCAGGUUCACCUGCUCCGCCACUGUGGUCAGUGUUAACUAGGAAAGCUCAGAGAACGUGACGUGAGUGUGUAUUUGCGUGCGCUCUCUUUUCCGCCGUGUCCUGGGGUAACUUGAUGGACAACAGCACAUCCAUUGUUUUUCCAAGGUGCAGUUUCUUCUCCGCUUGGAAAGCUGGGAUCCAACUAAGGCUGCUGGGAAUGGACAGGAAACCCACUCAUUCCCCCUCACUCUCCUUCUCUUCUCUUGCGUCAUUCAGCUCUGGAAUGAUCGUAUUAUGGUGGGCUGUGCACAUGUCAAAUUACGUUGAGUGCAAACCCAGCUACAUUGUAAACUUUCUUCCCCUCCGUUCAGCCCCCAGAAGCCUCCACUUCCCUGAGAUCCUGCAAAACUCUGAGCAGAUAACGGAGUCCACCACGCAUUAACAUUCAGCUGCUCAAACUGCUGCUGCUUUGUUGUACUUAACUUUGCCUCGCCUCCCUUUGUUACUCUCUCUUAACCCUAGUUGACACUUUAUCCAACCCACCACACACCUUAUACUUCACCACACAGACACACAGCUGGAUGGCAGACCAUUUUCGUUCGAGUGCCUGGAAGCACUCAAGGCUUUAAGCAAUCAGAAGAAGAAAAAAUAGAGAGAAAAAAAGGAGGAGGAGACAAAAAAAAAAAAACCCUGACGCAGUGAUGAAAGUCUGUCUUUAAGUUCCUUAAACUGCGUGCACCCUACAAUUGAGAAGCAGCAUAAAAAAGGCCUUUUUACUUUGCAGAUUUAUGCAAAUGUAUUGUCUUUAAAGAUUUCGCAACUUGUUAUGAAAGAUGUAAUGGACUUAUAACGCUCAACAUUUACCCCUCAUGUGAAGUGAAAUAGUCCUGUGAGGAUAUAAUUAUCUUUCCAUUAAAAGACUAUAAAAGGGUUAUUCAAUAUCUACACUCCAAUUGUUUUUGAGUCCUAAAAAAUUUAAUAGUUUUCAUAAUUAAAAAAGUCCUAAUUUCUGUUGUUUAUUUUUAAUAUGAACUCAAGGGUUUAAAGUGCAUUGGAAGAAUAUUAAUCUAACAAAUGUGAAUACUGUGUCUGAUGAAGUAUAACAGUGUGGGUGUUAGAUGACAUUUUCAACAGCUGAUAUCUUUACAAAUGUCAAAACAUCAGCCUGCAAGCGAAGAAGGUACAACAUGAGAGGUUAUUCUGCCCUGUCAAGCAAAGUUGUAUUUUUAUAUUUUCUAAAAGUACGUACAGCUUUAACUUUCUAACAUGCCUUUAGUUUUGGUUUAUGGGAACACUGGUGUGGACUACUUGGUACAACGUAGUGUUUCUCUAAGCUUUGUGCUCCUUUUAGCCUCUUUUAGCUCAUUGUUUGGGUCCUCUGUACAGUGAACUCUAUACUUGGGUCCAUCCAGCUCCCUUCAUUCUCAGUUUUUAAUUAAAGCAAAUUUAUUAAGUUUCCAAGCAGAUCUUCUGAUUAAAACUGAAUACAGGUUAGUAGAAACUGGGACAUUUACUUUUGCAGGGGUUGGUGGGGACCAAACUUGAGAAAAAAGUGGAGUAUAUAGUUAACAGUGAAACACUAAGACUGGGUCCACGUUUAUUUUCUUGAAAGUCAUUUUUUGGGUAGAGUUCCUUGAUGGGUACAGCAGCUUGAAAGAAACAGGUCUGUGGUAGGCCAACGAUACCAACAUGCUAGCAUUAGUCAGCCUCUUUUUCGUCAUGUGCAGUUCCAUUGUUUAAGGAUUUGUACUCACAAAAUAACAAAUUAGCUACUCUCUCUAGAAACUUUGUCAACUGGUAGAGUCACAGCAGUCUAACAGAGCAAGUUUGGGGCCAUAACUCAAGAAUUGGCACUGAAGUUAAACUAGAAGAAGAUCUGCUUCAUUGUGAACUCCAUUUUGAAUACUGAACGAAAUGAAUGAACAUAAUUGGUCAGAUACCAAAUGAGUGGCACUGAUUCUUACUUAAACUGUGGUGAUAAUGUAGGUCAGGAGGUCUAUGAUGAAUCCACAUUGAGACAUCCAUAUUUAAAGUAUUUUCAUUUCAAUCAGAUUCCGCUUUAUUGGCCAAAUGGUUGUUGACCUUUGGUUUUUGAGAAAUAAGACCCACGUGAUUUUAGUCAAGUCUGAUUAAACAGAGGUGUGCAUCACAAAUCAAAAUCAAAUUAUCAUUUGAAGCCUCAUCGGGUGCUCAUCAAACAACAUCCUCUGACUAAUUCAGCUGUUAUUAUCAACACAAUUGCUUGGCUGAGGCGUAGAAGACGAGCGUGAGCUGGUAAUUUCAGUUGUGUAUUGUUUGUGUGUAUUGUCCUAGAUUUGUCAAAGCUGUUGAUGCGUGUUUGCCACUGUGGCUGCAAUUUAGAGGUCAUAGACCCUCUGUCGUUGGAGCUGGUGGCCUCAGGCAGACUAGGAUAAACAAUAUUAUGUUGGCGCUAAGCGGAAAUAAUAACCAUGUGGGUGGUGUUGGGGGUAUAGUUGAAACACGGUGCAGGAAUGAGGAUGUUAUAUAAGCUGAAAACAGUACUCAUUGACCCAGCCACUGAUUGUCAGAGAAUAAUUGAUCUGAACGUGAUAAGAAAGGAAUAAAAUGAUUUCUGCUCCUGCUGUGGGGUCGUUUGAUGCAUUUCAGUUAAAUUACCUGCAUAUUAAACUGCUCCUCUCUGCUGUAAGCGAUCAUUGAGAGUGGUUGUGCAUUUUUGACUCAAGGUUGAAGGAAUUGAUGGGUUAGUGCAGCUACGCCAUAAAUGAAUCGUUGCGUCCCAUUUAGGCUUGACAUACAGUGUAUGACUUUGCAGCGGCCGUGGUGGAAAGUGGACUCAAGCUGUGCGAGUGGAUUAUUUUUGACUCCCGCAGUGUAUGUCCAACCUUACCCAAGACAAGGUCAACAAAAAGACGAGCUGCCGCUGUGAUCACGUGGCACAGGAAAUCACUCGAAACCAUGUUGAAUGAAUUAAAAGAACAACAGCAAUUUGUUUUUGUUUUUUUUUAACACAUAAACAUCCAAAUAGGAGAAAAAUUGCGAAUUGGCUUUCAAAAAAUAUUCUAUUUUUAAGACAUGCCAUACAUGACGUCUUUAUAAAUUGUUGCACACCUAUAAUUGGAGCUGAAAUUGGUUGUUUCCUGCUCUUGAUUGACCAAUUUGGAUGUUUUUAGACAUUUGAAAAGCUUUUUAUGCUUUUACGAUUCAGUCAAGACGAAGGUGAUAAUUUUUCCGUGGUCGGAGUUUGUGCUCUCCCACUACCUUAAUUGCUCUCCAGGGACGUAAGGGCCAACAUGAGCCCACAUCUGAACAGGUAAAUUAAGCAGAAUGAAAGCCAACAUAAAAGGCACAUGUUGGCGGCUUAAAGAGGUGCUGGAUUGGUGAAAAGUACAAGAAACCCUGACCACUGAGCUUUUAACAGAAUACAAAUGUAGUAAAUUGAACCUAAAAGCUACUGAUGGAUGAAAAGACAUGUCAUAUCUACUAGCAUAUCCUUUUUUUUCCCCCUUUAUUCGAUAGAUCAAAAGUGGAAAGACGGAGAAGGAGUGUCAGCAGCUGCUGCUCAGGAGCCUGCAGUACCUGGAGCGCUACAUUUACCUCAUACUCUUCAACACGUACCUACACCUGGAGAAGAAAGACUCGUGGCAGCGCUCCUUCACUCUCUGGAUGGAACAGGUACAUGAUAGCUGCCUCAUCUCCUCUUUUUCCAACUUUCUUCAAUCCCACUGACGCAAAAAAUAACAAAAAAAAUGGCAUGGAAUGAAAGUAACUGUGUAAUUUGUAACCACGGGACAUACUCAAAACAUUGUCUUAAUUAAAGCGCCAAGUUCUCCGAGGUCCUCUGGAUGAAAAUGUCGAGUCAAUGCCCCCUGUAACCCCCGACAAGUUGUUUUGAGUGUCUCAGAUGUUGCAUUCAGGCAAAGAGACCUGCUGGUGACACCUACGUCUAUUUAUGUGACUUGUCACUUGCUGCUCUGCAGGUGUGAGGCUUUCUGGUUAUUGCUUUUUCAUUAAAUCAUAGCAGGAGGGAGGAAUCUGUAAUUACUCAUAAAGCUGUGCAAGAAUAAUGAGGCGGAAUAAACAGGGGGUGAAGGACUGAUGUUUUCUUUUUCUUUUCAGUACUUGAUUAGUGUGGGCUCCUCGAGAUUCGAGGUUCAAGGUGGCUUUAUUGUCAAUUCUGACACAUGCAGAGGAUUGAAAUGAUACAGUAAACAUUCAGUAUAGAAAUAAAAAGUAUAAAAGUAUAUAUUAAUAACUUAAUAAUAAUAUCUUUAUUUAUAUAGCACCUUUAAAAACAGAAGUUUACAAAGUGCUUUGACAACAGUUACAAGCACAGAACAUCAGCACAUGAAAAUAAAAACACAUAAAAACAAAAGCUCGGUUAAAAACAGGCCUCUGAAUUGUAAACCCAGGCAAUACAAGAACCCUACAAAAUAAAUGGGACCAUGAGGACCAAAAUAAAAACAUAAAAUGAAAUAGAAAAGGAGGGCAGGAAACAGGCUAGUAAGUGUAAAAGAGGAUAUUAAUAAUAAUAAUAAAAUCAUAAUAAAAUAAUAAUGAUGGCAAUAUAAAUGAUAAAGUGGAACAAAAAAUAAAAUAAAAUAAAAAACAUUAAAAUCAAUGAAGGACCUGAGAGAUAAACUAAGAAAAGAUUAUAAGUAAAACAAAGGCUAAAAGGACAGUAAGUCUAAAUAAGAAAGAGGUAAAAGAAAAAGGAGAAAAAGAAAAAAGGUAAAAGACGGUAAAAGAUGGCAUCACAUAAAAGCAAGUUUGUAAAAGUGAGUUUUUAAAAUUGACUAAAAAGAAGCGACUAUAUAUCGGAAGAAAAGUAAGAGUGCAACACAAGUCGUUCAUCUGAGUUUUUCACCAGGAAUUUACAAGCUGGUUCUGGUUCUAUUGUGGCCUGCAUCUUCACACACUGAACUUCAUAAUGUCCCGGCUCUGUGUUUUUGUUGGUACAUUAAUGGUUUGACCAGCUGUGCCCCUACAGUAAAGUGGAGAAUUUAUGGGCAUUCCAGACAAAUGAGUAGUCUGUGAAUGGUACUAAACGCGCACACACAAGGACACACACACAAAAAAACACUCAUAACAUGUAUGUUACGAAAUGUUAAACUCACACGGUAAUAAAAAAUAAUCAGUUUUUGGCAGGUUAUGAAACAAAAAGGCUAAUUUAAGUAUAAACAAAUAAAAAAAAUCUGUGUUAUACGGCUUCAUUAUGUGUUUAUAUGCGUUUGUUUGCUAUUAAAAGGUGUUAGCUCUCUUGUGUGCAUCCAAGCUUUAACAUCCGGCGUUAACAUGUUUUUAUAUAAAGGGAGAAAUUCCACUUUUCUUAUUUGAAGGCAGGUAGACCGGAGAAACGGAGCCAAGAGACUGGAAUGUUUGAAAACCCGCUGAACGAAAAUCUCCCGCCUUCAUUGUCCUCAUCGGGGUGGAAUAAACUCAAAGUAAAAACGCCAAAUUCCAAAAUAGUCCCGAACAAUCGCUGUGAAAACAAUUGUCACAGAAAUAUGCGCAGUCAAUCGGGGCAUAUUCUUCCUGUUAUGAGUAGCAAAUAUAUGUGGUGCAUCAGAGUGACUCUAAUGGCCCAGAUAUGCCAUGAGAGAAUAAAGGCGCGCUCACAGGGAGCAGGAAUGCUCUGUUUUAAAGCAGGCAGCAGAAAACACUUGAGGAUUUUUCAGCCUUUUAUCAGCUAGAUUGGCAUUUCCACUACUUCUUAACAAAAAUACCUCCUGUUAACUGGGAAUUUCCCUUAGUUUGAAAAAAAAAAACCUUGAGGGUUUGACUUAAAAAAUUGAACAAGAAUCUGGGUCAUAGUUUGUUCAAAAACCAACCAAACUCCCAGAAAAAAGCUGCAAAUAUUUAGAUAUUGUUUAGUACUAAUAAUGUGAACUGGCAUUGUUAAUGGUGCAAUCUGAGGACUGUGAGCCCAAUAUUAAAUCCCUUUUUGUGAUUUUGGUCCCCACCAGUUAUACACAGUAUACUAUACAGCUAUACUGACUAGUCACUAACUGUGUAUAUUUGUCCAUUUGUAGCUGAGCAGGAUGUAUAAAGUAGGUUUAGAUGCUUUUUCCACCCAAAGCAGCUUCCUGCUGUGACCAAGUAAAACACAAUAAACUCACGAGAGGAAAUCAAAAUUGAUCAGACCUGAAGCAAAAGGAAUUUGUUUGCUAAGUUUGUCCUUCGGUAUUGGAAAUAAACACUGAUUAUAGCCUCUUUAAAAUGAGCUAAAACUCCCUCUCAUCGUUAUCGCACUGGAAGAAAUAGUUUUUGUAUUGGAUUGAAAAUUGCUUUAAGCUUUUACAAACUGCUCCUCGUGCUAUCUACUGACCUUGUUUGUGUUUGUUUGUGAUCCUUGAGUCUGCAUUCAGCCUCCAAAUAAAAGAAGCUGUGUGCAAAUCUUUGCGUUCACCUCCCUUUAGUUCAUGACUUGUUUAAAGCACAAAAAAUCCUGACCUCCCUCACAUUAGAGCUAGUAGAUCCAUGUACAAAACAUUUCUCUUGAUACUCCAAUGUGAAGUCUUUUCAACAACCUUUUAAAUCAUUUAUUAUUAACAUAUAAAGUUAAUCUGGGCCUUUCUACUCCUACAUGAAAAAGUUGUGUGCAUCAAGGUCAGUCCACUUCAGGCUCUUUAGAUUCCACAGCUUAUUAUUACCUGAAAUGAAUUGAGUCUGAGUUGAGUUACAGUGGAGAGGAAAAACUUCCUUUAACAGGCAGAGACCUUGAGUAGAACCAGACUCAUGUUAGACAGUCGUCUGCUGCUACUGCAUUGGGUUUAGAGAGAGGACAAUGUGAGAUACAGUCAUCAAGGCUCGAUGAGGUUGAGGUAGGUCAUGGGUAUUGGAAUUAAAACAGCAUUACAUCAUGAAAAAAAGUGAGACUUAAGCACAAAGUAGCUGGAGAGCAGACAGAUCCACGGCAGUCAGACGUCUGCAGAAGCAAUCCAGAAGAACCUACGGCAUGAUGGAGUUUAGGGACUCUCAGAAAAGACUGUUGCUAGUGUCUAGGCACUAUUGAAGUCCUGGCCGAGUAAUAGUCUCAGUUUGUAGGGGUGGGAGAAAAAAUCAAUUCAGCAUAGUAUCAUGAUAUUUUGUCUGGUGAUAUGUCGUAUUGUCUCAUCCACCAAGUAUCGAUUUUUUGAAGUAAUUGCUUAUACGAACUCAGGUCUAUAAUAAUGGAAAAAUAAAAUUAAUUGUUUGUCCAGUGAGGUUGGCAAAAGUGACAUCAUAGAGCAGGAAAAAAUUAGUGCAACAAAUAUGGCACCACCUACAUUAGGAAUGCAAGCAGGACACAAAUGAGAUUCACAUGACACAGGAGGUUUCCAAGAUGUGCGAGAUGAAAAUAGAAUAAUGCGCCUAUAAGACAAAAGUAAAGAAAAGACAAAUGCUAAAUCAGCUAAGCAGUUGAAAAAACUGUACAAAUCGUAAUAUAUGGUACUGAAAUACUCACUGUACCUCAAAAUGUUUAACAUCGGGAUAAUAUCGAAUCGUGGCCCAAGUGUCGUGAUAAUAUCAUAUCGUUGGGCCACCUCUUGGUAUUGGUUAUUUCGGGAGAUUAAUUCCAUCAUUACAAUAAUAACCUUAAUUUUUUUAAUUUUGUACCCAAAAUAAUGUCUGUGUACUCAAUAAUAGCUCAGAGUGUGGUUGUUCUUUUUCAAUUACAGCAAUGAUGACUGAAACUUGUAGCUCAUUAAAACUUGACUUAGUCAAGGAUUAAUUAAUAGUUUACCAGCUGAAUCCUAAUCCUGGUGACAGUGUUACAGCUCCUGUGUAGAGCUCACAAAAAUGACAUUACUCUCCCAGUUAUGGUCAGAGCGCACUGGCAAUGAAGCUUAGACAUGAAGUGUAUCAUCUUUUCAAAGGGAGAUAAAAACUGUCUACUUCAUUCUCUAAUAUAGGUGUAAAUAUCGAAUGUUAUUGUACACAUGCAGCGUUUUGUAAAAUAAAAAUAAUAAAAAAUAGAAAACUAUUACAAUUUCACUAUCAUAAGAAGAGUGAAUUUCUGUGGUCUGAUGAUGAUAAACAGUACCCUGUUUUGAGGCACCUUAGCCUGCACAACCUGCUUUAGUAUUCUGCAGACAUCUUCUGUCUGACACUGAUAAAAACAGAAGACUCCCAAAACCACUUGAGUGAUAUUCAAUUCUCGUUUUUAACAGAGUCUCUCUGUAAACUAUUUGUUUUUUAUCAAACAUGCAACAAUAUUUUUAUCAAUUGUUUUCUCAAAUAAUAAAUUAUUAGCAGGGUGUUGAAACAAAUUAUCAUCUCUGGAUUGUUUAUGAUCAAUAAAAAGUUGUUAACUUUCCAGAAAGUGUCUCACUAGUCUCCAGUUGGUUGCUUUUACUCCAUGACUGAAAUGCUUUUCUGAUAAGGAUAAAGGGUUUGUUGUUCUUGUUUUUUUUUUUCCACGCUUUAGUCCCCUUCACUGUCUUUUACUCUCACAUUUGACAUUGUAAACAACAAUAAAAACCUCAGUUACACUCAGAAGUAUGUUUUGACAGCACGAAUCAAAGCAUUUUUCACGCUGUUUGAACUGAAUGGGAGUAAACUUCACCAACAUGUCACUCUUUGACAGGAUAACUUUAGUGCUGCGCUAAAACAAAACCAAACAAACACAGCACAUCCCAGUAAAAGACAUAGAUUUAGUCUGAAGAUGAAAUGUCCCCGAGUUACACUGCUUGUAAGGGGUUUGAACCGGUGGACCUAAAAGAUUGAGGCGGUCACCAUGGCAACCGUUCCUUUUGGCAUCGGGUUUUGGAUUAGGUGACAUCUCCUGAUUGAUUUCUGAGCACAGGGGUGACUUACACAAAGGACAACAAAGAUGUGGGCCACAGCUGGGACUGACCACAUGCAGAAACUCGGACAUCCAAAUGUCUCUCUCUGUUUUGCACGUCUACCGCCCACUACGUCUUCAGGGAUUAUGUGACAUGUCCUCAAUAUUGCUUUUUCACAUCUUCUUCUUUUCCCUUCUCUUCUUUUUCGUCUUCCCCCUGCCCUUUACAGAAGUUCUCAAAAGUAUUUAGCAGAAUUUGUACUGGGUGAGCUCGCAGGAAAGUAAUUAAAACAUGGCAUUGCAUCACCUUUUAUGAACGUUAUGAAAAAAGUUCUAAAAUAUGAAAAUAGUUGAACAGAAAUAUAAUGUUGGGGAGUCUUGUGACACACGUGAUCCACUUUGCCCACACUAACUGCAGUAUUGUGAUGAAUUUAGUGGCCCAGUUGCAGCAGAAAUCUGGCAGCAGCCCAAUCAAUCCUAUCCAACCUGCCCGAGGGCGCAAUCAUUAGCCUAUCAUCAGUGACCGUGGCAGGAUCAUUAAUGACAAACUGUGAACGCCAGAGGCAGUGGUCUGAAGUCAUUACCAUCCCUGGUUAGGCGGUAAAGCCCCCUGUUAUACAACCUGUUAGAACUGAGGCCAUCCUGCAUCCUGAUCGGGGCGUUAGCAUGUGUCUGUGCAUGGACUAGUUUGAUUACUGCGGCAGGAGCAGAGUGUUCCGAUAAGGAGCCGAUGACCUAUUUGGUCUUGUACUUCAAAACAAGCUUAGAAGCAAGAGUUUUCUUCAGUUUUAUUGCAGGAUAAUGAAGCAGAAAUUAGCUUUUAAGCAUUAAUGUCAAUCAAUCAAUUCAGUCAUUAAUAUUUUCUUUGUUUGAGGCAUUACAAAGACCAAAGACUUCCCUUUAACAGGCAGAAACCUUGAGCAGAACCAGACUCAUGUUAGACAGCUACCUGCCGCCACUGGGUAUGAGAAGAGAGGGGAUGGAUAGAGAUAUGUAAAGAGAGUGAGGGAGGGACAGCAACAACAACAGAAAUCCAAGAAAUGUGUUGAAUAUGGGAGUUGAAGGUAACAUCCUGAUCAAAUAGAACUCCUAGAUUCCUUACAGUGGGACUUGAUGCCAUUUAACGUUAAUAUGUCAUUGAAAAACGCCUCUCUAAGUUGUUAAAGAUCAAGAACAAGAACUUUGCUUUUGUCUGAGUUGAGCAUCAGAAAGUUAUUGAUCAUCCAAGACUUUAUAUCUCCAAAGCAAGCCUCUAGUUUGGUUAUCUGAUUUGUUUCUUCUGGCUUCAUUGAUAAGUAUAACUGAAUGUCGUCUGCAUAACAGUGAAGUUGGUUUCCUCAUGAUUUUAUUCAGAGGAACUGAACCUUAUGGCUUUGACUUUGGUAUUUACACAGGAUUUAUUUUUAAAAAGGACAAACUGAGAUCGAUCUGAUAGGUAAGAUUUAAACCAGGUUAGAGCCGUUCCUGCUAUGCCGAUUGAUUAUUCUAGUCUCUGUAGCAGCAUGUGGUGGUCAAUCACAUCAAACAUAGCAUUAAGAUCUAACAGGACAAGAACAGAGAGAUACCCACUGUCUGAAGCCAGAAGUAGGUCAUUUGUCACCUUCAGCAAUGUGGUCUCCAUGGUGUGGUGGACUCUAGAUCUGGACCGGUAAUCCUUCAAUAAACUGUUGUCAUGGAGAAGGUCACAACGUUGAUUAGCAACAAUGUUCUCUAGGAUUUAAAGACAAAGGAAAGGUUCGAUAUCGGCCUAUAGUUCGCUAAGGUGCCUGAGUGAAGAGAAUUUUUUUAAGUAGAGGUUUAAUCCCAGCAAUUUUGAAAGACUGGGGAACAUAACCUGUCAAUAAUGACAUAUUAAUCAUGCUAAGUAAAGACGUACUAAAUAAAGGAAAGGUUUCCUUCAGCAGCAUGUCAUAUCAAAGCUUGUUUAUUUCUCUGCUCCCAAACGUUGGGAUGAAAGAUAAAUAUAAUUAGUGUGCAUGAGGCUGCAGAGGUCACUAGUGUGAUUUUAAAGCAGUGUAUGCUGCAUGUUCAUGAUGUGAAUCCCACUUAUUGUCUCUUUGUGGGCACGUUGGACAAAUAUUGUCUCUGGCGUCAUUAGCUCAUGUCGCCCCGUGUCCAUGUAGCGAGAUCAGAGCAGAAACAUCAGAGGAGUCAUUCGAAAUGAAAUCCAUGUUUGCUAAUCCAAAACAUGGCGCUUUACACAAUGUCAGGACUUGUGUACAGUGCAUACCACGCAUGCCUGCAGGAGAGGUACCCUAUCAGUCACUCCAGCUGUUUUGAUGUGUGGCACAGAGGCCUCCCUGUCCCCCCCUGCUCAGGCCCCUGUAUAUGCAGCCUUUGAGAUAGCCGACGGUGGGAAAGACCAGCACCUCCUCACUGCCCUGCUGCUCCAAUCACCGAACGAGUAUUGAUGUUUGCUUUCAAUGUAGGCUCAAAGAAGAGUCUUGGUCGCAUUUUGCCCACUGUCAGGGACUCCCCGCUGUGUUCAGAUGACUUUUAAUGUUUUUGUUUUUUUUUUCUUAAAUGUGUGAAAAAAAAGGGUUUCGAAGAGGACUGAACCUUUGAAGCCAUGAGAGAAGUAGACAGCUUUCAUUUAUGGUCGAAUCAAAUGCUGUUUGUGUUUUUUGUGUUUGUUUCUGAAUCAAAUCAACCGUCACAGUGGGAGUAAAAAAACAUUUUUCUACAGUGAAAAAUUGUACGUGUUUAUCUGUAUCAAUGUAGAUAAGUUUGAAAGUGUUGUAUCUGUUAGCAGCAAAAAUCCAAUGUCGUGCAUCCCCAAUUAAAACUUAGUUUUUAAGGUCCUUACACACCAGCGAAUUUGCGAGGGACGCGAAAAAGCGAGACGAAAAUGCGGAAAUAUUUGCCGGUCCGAAAAAUCACUUUCGCUUAUACACACCGGGUGACCACUCUGUGGUACACGCUCUCCCCCAUCGUUGCUCUUGGUGCCAGUGGUGGUGUGUGUUGUGUGAACUGCAGCCGCAUGGGUCUGUGACGUCAUCAACAACAUGACUUUUGAUUGGCCAGAGGUCUAGCAGGUCCAGAUAUUCGCCUGCGACUCUCCGAGAAAUUCGACACAAGAGCGAAAAAAUAAAAGAGGCUUUUCGCCCCGCGGAAAAAUCGCCGCCAGUGUGGAAGCUUGCAUUGACUUUAUGCUGUUUUAAAAAAAAAGGCGAAUAAAGGCGAAUAAUUUGCCUGGCGAAUUCGCGCCUGGUGUGUUAGGACCUUUAGAGAAUAGCAAGAGUAGUAGUUCCUCUUCAUGCUUAAGUUGUACGCAAUGGUACAACUUUCUGGUAGAAAUCCAUGAAGACGAAAGUGUAAUACUGGGCAUAUUAUAAUAAUCUUACAUGUAAAGCACCUUAAAAAAGACAGGUUUACAAAGUUUGUUGACAGAAAAAAAAGAAGCAAAAAGCAACAAAAUUAAAAGAACAGUAAAAGCACCAACAGCAAAAUAAUAAACCAUAGCAGAGGGAAAGAGAGUUUAGAAUUCAAAGCUUAAAUGGGAUGGGGUUUCAGAGAAAUUAAUUAAAAACUACAUUUCUUGCAGAGGCAGACGGCUGACCGCCAAUAUAUCUGGAUCUACUCACGAUUUCUGCCUGCUUACAAGAAGUUUUUCCUCUCCUUCCACUUCUGCAAAUAUUUGCUCAAGUUGGAAAAACAGAGCACAGUCUGGACCUGCUUAUUAUCUGAAGUGUGACUAGAUAACUGUUGUUGUUGUUGUUGUUGUUGUCAGGGACCUACAUUUAAAAUCAAAUGGUUGAUUGAAGCGCUGGAAAAAGAACUUUAUGGGGAAACCUCCUCCGGAUAUUUAGUCGGUGGCUUUGGUGAUAGCAGCUGGGAUCAUUUGGGAAAGAGCAAACCUGGAGCAAGGAAGACAACAAAAUGUCAGUGGACUAGUUGUCACAUGCAGUCAACCAUGAUCCCCUUCCAUCACAACCCCCUCCCAACAUCCGCUCAUGGGAGAUCGUGAAACCCUGGGCUACAACCAUGAGCGAAUUGGCUUCUUGUAAAUGUCUCCUUGCUGUUCCAGACACACUCGUCUUGUAUUUAGACAGCUGAGCUGUGGAGGAGAUGAGUCAAGUUAAGAGCACUGGUGAUCAGCACAAAAUCAGAGGAUGUCCCGGAUCUCCCAGAUGCUGACUAACUGUUCCGUUGCACCCACUCGUUUUUUCCCCUGUAAAUACUACCUCAUUUGGCAGCCACCCAGGAUCCCAUCAGUGCUCCAUCGCUGCAUAUGUUUGCCUUUAGAGUGGAGGAGAUACAUGACAGAAAGAGCUGCAUCAUCAUCAUCAGUCUGACAAAGUAUCAGCUCGACUAAGGAGACAUUUCUGGGUCACAUAAUAUCUCAUGUAAGAUGUGAUUUUGCUCAGUCAGCAAACUGGUAAUCUUACCAAACUCUGUGGCGCUCUGCUCUUGGCUUGUUUGUGCACAAAGCUGGCCGGCUGAGCUAUAAUCAUUGUCAGUGAGAGUGAUAUCUUGAUACUGUUAUUCCUGUUCAUUGUUCAGCUUUUUUUUUUUUUCUUCUCCUCAGCCUUCAGCCUGACCGUGCAGUUUUUUAAAAAUCUCUUCAUACAGGAUUACCUCACAGCCUCCAGAAUCAAACCACACUCAUGUUUUCUUCAGCUUCAUGCCCUUGUUCACCCGGAUGUUUACUCCUUCUCUUGCAAAUUCCUUCCCGCUCUAAAUCUGCAGACUCCUCGACCGCCUGAGGCCAAGGGGGAAAAGUGAAAUUGGCUAAGUGUUUUAGGCCAUCUAACUUCCCCUGAGUCAUUCCCCGAAUGUCUUCUUGGGUCUCAGAAACUUGCCAGGAGUCGGCGGUUUAGCUGUGAACUGUAUCGAUUCCAGGCUGAGAGGACAAGCUGCAGGAGAUAACUUAACUGCUGUGCAUACAAAAUUAUAAACCUGAUUUUUUUUUUCGUUUUCUAUGCACUCUCUUAUCAAAUUUAAUAGCUGAGUAUCACACUCCAGCUCAGCAUUUCUGAAGCUUCUCCUGCAGAGUAAACUUGGCAAGCUGUGGCACUCCUAAUGAGGUAUUGAAUCUUUAAAGUUUUUUUUUUUGCCGUCUGCAGGGUUUGUUUAUAUUUGUUUGUAUUGUUUGGCUUUAUGACCAGAUGUUUCUGGUUGUCCUUGGUGCUUCCCAUCAGUCUUACAGUGUUUGACAGCCUCAGCAGACCAUGAGUCAGUGCGACCGGCUGCUUCACACGAACACACAGCUCGCUCUCCCGGGACGUCUCUCCUCCAUCCUCAUUAAUUCAGUCCUGACUCAGGCAAAGAAAAAAAAAAAAAAUAACAUACAGUUUCCAUGGUGUUGUUCCAUCUCUGCGCUUAAAGACAAUAGUGAGGAAGAUGGUUUUCAGUUUUUAUGGUAAUAUGUUCAACAAAUCCUUUUCCUGGUAGAUGUAAACACUUGUAAAAUCAGCACAAGGAGGCACUCAAAGAGUAUAAAUAUACGUGAAAGAAUGGGAUUUCUAUAUUACUCUUUGAUUAUAUCUUUCUAUGGGUUGUCCUCAUUUAACACUUUAAUUAUGCGCUCAGAUGUGCAGUAGAUGACAGGCAGCGAACAUGCAGGAACUGAGCUGACCUCCUGUUACAAAUGCGCUCUGUUUCUCACACCUUCAUGUGAACAGAGAGGCACAGGUUAAACUAGGUCAGAUGAAUCUUUUUAUACAGCGUGAAGAACUUUGACUUCUUCUUGCUGAUUUUUCUUGUACUGAAAUGUUUGCAACUUUUCUUAAUUUUGACAAAGCUGUAGAUUCAGGGAUCUGAUUUUACAAACAAACCUCCUAGAGUAGGAUGUAGGGCUGGGCAAUAAACCGAAAAUUUACCGGUACCGAAAUUUACGACAAAAACCAACGUCAUUUUGCCUGGUGUCAAAUAAAUAAAUAAAUAAAUACAAGUUUGUUUGGGGCGUGUGUAGGUAGGCUAUGGUCUCAUGUCCCUUUUAAGAUGCUGUCCUAUGUUGGAGACGUGGCUCCACCCCAUCCAGUCUGUAACAAAGAGGGAAAGACAGGUGAGGAGAUGGAGGAUGGUUCAAAAGUUGGAGCGGCGUAGCGGCGGCUGAAGUAGACGAAGUUAAUGUGAGAGGGGGUAAACGGCUUGUGAAGUAGUUAUCGUUCAUUAAUCGUUAUCGAGGUGAACUGCUCAAUAUAUCGUGAUAUAGAUUUAUGACCCUAUCACCCAGCCAUAGUAGCGUGCACAAUUUCACUCUGUAAAGUUUUUCCAAAGAAAUUUUUUAUAAAAUGAGAUUCAACCAUGCAGGAACUCCUACAAAUGAGUUUUUACAUUUGGUUAGUCAGCAGAGUCGAGGGUAGCUGGAUAAGAAGUCAAUUCAACUUCUGCUACAAAACCAAACUGCUGCUUAAAUUAGCAAAUAUUCGGUGAAACAUGCUUCAAAUUGGCGAACUGAAGUCAGAGAAAAGUUUGUUUCCUUUGCAGGACUGUCAAACCUAGCCAAAGGCAGGAUGAGCUGCAACCAGAAACCCUUCCGGCCUCAGUAACCUAGAGGGAAUUGAUAACAACAGACAUGGCACUGAUUUGUCAAACACACCAUAAAAAAACAGAAUUUAAGCAGCAGUGAGGGACUAGGUUGGCCUGAGCCACCUCUACCUCCUGAGGGGUCUGAGGUCCUUACACAUCCUUGGUGAUACCAGGGAUGUUUUGUGUGUCUGUGGUGGUGUGAGCUAAACUCCAGCAGAGCCAAUCAAGGCCAGUGAUGUUGUGGGGGUGGAGCUGGACCCUGACCGAUGCUGUUAAAAGUGACACGUCACACCCACUCAGAAGCACAUCCAGUGAUGGACUCAUUCCCCGAAACGCCACAGGAAGUCCUUUUAUUCCUGUGGCCAUCAUGAGCGGGCCGCACAUUCAAUGCCAGAUUUAGAGCUUGAUUUGUAACUGGGGGAUGUGACCUGAUUUAAGGCUUGUUGUAACCGAUUAUCUGUCGAGGUAAUCCUAAAGUGUGUGGUGUGAACAUGAUUAUUUCCCUGCACUGACUGAGCGGACUCUAACUGCUCACAAACAUGCAAACGUGCUUAAAGCUCAUAGACUACACCCAUACUAACUUCUCAGGCAGAUCCUUUUUUUCCCCAUGUUUUAGUUUCCACUGCAAGGGGACAGCCAGCUGACUAUGUCAAUCAUUCCUCGAUUGAUCCUCCGUUUCGCUUCGUCUUCUAAAGUUACAUUUGUUCAUGAAAGCGUGAGAUCUCGUCUGUUAAAUCACCGCUGUGAAACCAUUACCGCAGAUGUAUAGUGUGUGGUCUAGAGGUCUCAUGGAGCGAUCUAGUGUGUGUGUUCAGAGGAUUGUUAUGCUAAAAACUGGUCCAAAGUAUCCUCAUAUGUGUGGUCUCCAACACUUAGAAAAACAGUUUAGAUCUGAAAGAUUUAAAUGCCUCCUCCUUAACAAAUAUGAUGUAUGUUCAACUGCGAAAUCGAAGUCUAAUCUAGAAAAGUUGAGUGUGGACACCAAAGUGGAUAACUCUCUCUCUUGGCUGUCAUUUUAAAAGUCUGUGUCUUUUAUACUCAUUCAAAAGUGUUUUAUUUGAGUCCCUUGUGUGCAGUUUUAGCCCGAUGAGCUUGGGCUGAGACAACCAAUGACAACACCAUGACAUCAUUGAGGUUACAUUGUUGUAUGUUGUGUCUGUGUGCAACGUAAGCCCAAGUAACCCAGCUUUACUGCAGGGAUUCGCUUGUAAUGAAGUAAUUUUAACUUGUGGUGUUGGUAUUUUCGACUAUAUUCGACCAUUUCCUGUUGUUUUCCCAACCCGCAGCAGAUCCCUAUUGUUCUAACGCGACAGCUGCACAUGUAAGAAACCAUCAGAUGACAUGUUUAAACUCCGAAAACGUGGUGGUCAGAGCUUUUUCGUGCGGUCAUGACAGGCGGAUAAAAGAAUGCCUCCCCGCUCGCUCUCUUCAUGAACGUUUUGUGUGUUUCUGUGGUAGGUGGCUGCCAGAGCCGGAGUUUAUGACAUCCUCAACCAGCUGGGCUUCUCCGAGUUCGAAAACCCGAGGGACUCGCCAUUGGCCCGGCUGCGCUACCGCUGGCAACAGAGGAACAUACAAUCACUUCCUUUCCGUGGGGAGUUCAUCUGAGAGUGGGGGGUCACUGUGAACGCACCAGGACAGUACUGUGCUUUCUAAAUUCAGAGACAUUCACAUUAACUUUGGUAUGCCUUCUAUGUUUACCCCUGUAUUAUGCAUAUCUUCCCUUCAGCUAUCUUUUGUGUCACUGCUAUUUUUUUCCAAACUUACUAGCAGUCUUAACUAGAUUGUGUUUUUACGCUGAAUUCGACAUUCGAGGUUGAUAUUUGUGCCUUUGUUUCUCAUCAAUAAUAGACAAUAGCAAUUUGAUGUACUAAUAUUUAUGUUUAUUUUUCAAAUCAAGCGUCUUAUUCUCCAGAAGGAGACACUCCUAAGUCCUCCGCUGUAACAGGAGGAGAGUUAAAUAUUGUUAUGGAGGAGAGAAAUUCCACUGUGUUGUCAGCCAACAAUUUUGUCUGUAUGUCACAACUGUUAGUUGGUGUGUGAGCUGAUAUUUUUCCUGAGCCCUGUCCUUUUCUCCUCGGCACAGCUGUCAUCAGUGGCCGCGCAUUUGUUUGACUUGAGGUUUUUCGUUUUAAAGAGGGUUCCCUGUGUACAUAUGAAGGCUGUUGUUAUUUAAAUGUUAAUGUAACCUUUGGUCCUCGAAGGCCGACCAGGGUGGCUGUUCAAGGAAUGUGCUUUUCUAGCCACAGCAUUACUCUUGUAAAGAUUGCAUCUGUACCUGUUUCUUUUAACUUGGAUUAACAUAUGUCAUCUUACAGGUACUAACAAACAGAAGUCUUUUUUUUUUUUUAGUUUUACUUAUUUUACUUAAAAGUUGUAAAUGUCUCCUUAUAUUUUAGUUUGUAUACAGAAAAUGCAAUCUUUAUUCGCUUCUGUGAUUCCUGUAAAGUCCCAUAAAAUGGUGACCUCCAUGCCUUAAUGUGGUAUUUAAGGACCAGAUAUAUGCUCUCUGUGUAUUUCAAGGCGUUUUUCCUCCGUGUCAGAACCUAGCGCCUUUAUUUCCCACCGUGAUUGCAAACAGUUUGGUUUGGCUAUCUAUAAAGAUGGAUGGCAUGUUUCCAUCUGCUCCUGCUGUUCAAAAGUGUGACUGAAUCACCCCAGUUUUAAUCUGAAAUUUCACAUAUUUGAAAGCAGAGUCUGCAGGAGAGAUCAGCUAAUGUAGCCACAGUGUUGCCGUUCUGACAAACAGAAACACAUAAUGUUUGAAAGUUCAAUGAAUCUCGUGUUUCUGCUAAUCAGGAGCUGCAUUUGUCCGCAGAGCAGUCAAUCAUGGAGUCAUUCCUGUUCUUUUCUUUUUAGCAUAAAAUAACUAAUAAAUGGUAGAUCUGUCAUAAAUGUGGACACUUGGAUGUAAAUCAGUAUGAAGAAACUAACUUUAUUGACAGAAACCAUAGCUGAGAAAGUUUAGGUUUAUGUGUAUUUUGACUGUAAAGUUUGAUCUAUGUUCCAUCUGUUUACAUGGAGGAGGUGGGCUUAAUGAUCUAUACUGCAGUCAGUCGUUAGGCAGAGUUUUAAGUGUUUUGGCUGGGUUUUUUGGUGGUUUUGACUAUCUUUUUAUAUAGUCUGUGGCUAGAGCUGCAGCUAAUAUAGCCACAAGCUGCUAGCUCUACACAGAGAUGGACUGACUGCAGAGGUCUAUAAAGGUAACAUCCAUUAACCCUCAAAACUCUCAAAAAGUUUUUAGUCCUGAAUUUUGUUAACCCCUCUGGCACUACUCAAGGCAAUAAAUCAGAUGUUUCUCAGCUUCCUGAGAUGCAACAAAAGGCUUCAUAGAGGUAUUCCACACCUUAAGACCUGUAAACAUACUUUGAAGUGUGACAUUGAAGAGGUCACCCUUUAAUCUGCCAAACUCGCAGACUCCCAACCUCUGAGAGGAAACAGUAUUUUUCAGCAACAUGACUGUAAAAUUUAUUGUUGGAAACACCCAGGCCUGGAAAGACUUAGUGUAACUGGGGCUAAAACCACAUUUUGUAUUAAUCAGUGGAGCAUAAGUAUACCCUUUAACGGCUCUGAUUCACUCUGUUGGUGGCAUAAUUGGUCAGGUCAAUAGAAUAGUUGUAUUCUUAGUUAAACAGAGCAAUAGUGAGAUUCUUUUGUUUUAGCUCAUUCCAGCCGUUGUUAAUGGUGCCUCCAUUUCUGGAAUGAUUGUAAUUGUGCUGUUUUUCUUUAAAACUCUUAACCAUGUUGUUUGUUUUUUAUCGUUGAUAUGCCAAUGAUGUGUUCAGUUGUAAUGUAACUAUACACUGAAAAUGUGCUUUUAAAACCAGAAAUCCUGCCUUGAAAAACACAGCCUGAAAAAUCCUUCCCUUUCAAUCCUUCUUUCUUAUUUGUAAGUGUGUUGCAUUUUCAUAGAAAAUCUGCACUAAAUGUUUUUUUUUUUUUUUUUUUUCUAGAAUAGCUGAACAAAAAGGUUGGGAUGCUGAAAAAUGAAAUGAAGUUAAAAGGCUUUUAUUCUGAGAGAUUCGCUCCAAAAAUGCUCUUCAUGUAGAUUGUAAUAACACCGUAAUGCCUUUGCCUCGCUUUUAAUUUAAUAGUUUCUUCAUAGAGGAAGUGCAUGACCCUUUAUUCACUGUAUGUGUCAUUCAUGUACUUUUCAAGGGGCUGAAUAAAAUAGAUUUAAGAGAC